UUUCAAUUUGGGCUGUCACGAAAUCAGAUAUAAUGAUUAUAGAAUAUCACGAUAACAAUAAUAUGACAUGAUUUAUGCAAAACUUGAAAACUGGAGAAAAUUAAGACAGACAACGAUGAGAGAAAACCCACAGAACUUUAUGAUCUAUCUACAUUAUCGACCCUGAAACACCCACCAGAUAAUUCAUUCAUUUUUGCUGGCAGUAACCAAUCAUAAUCCUCUUUUUAGAAGUCAGUCCAAACAUCUGCGUUUACAGUGUUCACUGGUUUAAAAGCUGUUUGUUCAAAUGCUGCAAAUUGUUGUUAAUAUCGUCUUACUCAAACAUGGCUGACUGACGGGGAACAUUAUACAAGUCUGUGACGCAAAUAUCCUCAGAUCUGGAACCCAUUAAAAAAACGUUGAAUUCGGAAUUUAUUUUCAGUCGCCUAAAACCUUGUUUUGGUAUAAAUGAACACUUGAAAACACAAUGAUAGCUACCAGUUUUUUUGUUUUGUUGGUUUUGUUUAUAAACAUCUCCACCUUUCGUGUCGCAUGGUUUCAGGACGAUCACUGUGUCUCUCCAUCUUCCAUCCCUCUGGCACCGGGGUUGUAAGUAGGGUUGGGUAUUGUUUGAUUUUGAAUGACUCCGGUUCCGAUUCCGAUUCCUCAUUUUGAUACAGGAUAUUUAAAAAAUGCAUGGUUUAAAUGAGGGUGCUAACUGGAGUUCUUCUUUUUGGAUGAAAUUUCUGAACUUCUCCAUGAAUUUUUAAAUUAUAUGAACUUUUUGAGAACUUUUCUAUGAAUUUCUCACAUUUUCAACCAGUAUAUAAACAUCAAUUUUUGUUGUCAGGUUGUUUAUCUACCAAAAAGUACGAGGGCUAACGUUAGUUGGAUAUUUGAGUUGACCCACUGUACAUGGAACAAUAAGUAAUUUAUUGUUUCACUUUUCUGGUUCUGGCUAGUUAGCGGAAGACCAGUGAAGCGCAUCAAAGAUGGGCACUUGGGUAUUUCUCCUCCAUGAAUCCUGAGUUGUUCAAUCAUGCUUAAUCGUCUCAUACGCUUCAUCCUCGUUGGUGUUCGGCGGCUUCUUCUUCGUUGGUGUUCAGUGGCUAUUUCUUCCGUUUGGUGGACUCCGGCAUCGAAACUUGGCAAUCGAAAUUUUAAAAUUUGAACAGUUCCGGGAGAAUCGGAAUGUUAGUCCCGAUCCCCAUCGAUGCUCGAGACUUGAUGCCCAACCAUAGUUGUAAGAGACAGCAUGUGGGGUACAGAUACUAGGGAUGUCCUGAUCUGAUAUUGAUAUCGGAUAUCUGUCCAAUAUCAGCAAAAAACAAAUAUCGGAUGUCACAACAACAGAAUCACAACAAAAUCACAACAACAAUGUGUACCAAGGUACCAACAAAGUAGCAAGGAGUAGAAGUGAUGUCGGCUGUGUGGCAGAAUUUUUCGUCAAAGUUUGGUAAAGACGUUGCAACUGAGUGCAAAACUUGUCACCCACAGGUUUGUGCCAAUAUCGGAUCAAUGUCGGAAUCAGCCGAUACUGAAGACUACAAUAUUGGUAUCGUAUCGGAGGUAAAAAAGUUGUAUUGGGACAUCCUGAACAGAUACUGUACAGGCAAGUGGCACCACCACGAUUCUGAACAAAUAUUGGGGUACAAAAAUCUGGUUAAUCUCGUAAACCUGUUGUGGUCUCCUGUCUGAACAGAUCUGGUUUAAAUCCAGAUAUUAUAAAACUUCCGUGAACAUUCUGACUAAAAUUAAUCCGAUUAUUGAAUCUCGCUUCAGGGAUCAAUGAAGUUCCUCUUCUCUUAUCUUCUUCUGGUUAAUCUUUCUCUUUCAAGAGUCUAAAUCUAAGACGUUCUGACUGUUCUGAUGUUAUCUGAGAUUUUGAGUAAACUUUACUUCCAGCUGCUCACGCCCACAAUCGCAGCACAGUACUCACACACGCUGACCUGGCAGCAGCCCGCGAUCGUCCCUCGACUCACGCGCACGAUAUUUCAUGUAAUGCUUAGUCUGAACUUUUAACUCCCUCCGCCGUUGCGUUUCCUCACCACCUCGACACAAUCGCACACGUGCUCGGAGAUAAGCUGCAGGGCUGGGUGGACAGCUGCGGCGUCGGGGGGAAACACACACAUCUGGAGAAAUGCUUGUUGUGUUGUGAGGAGGGUGGCUGCCAGAAAGAGAGGGAGGAGAUGGAAAAAGACAAAGAGCGACGACAUAUGUUUAUAGGAGGAGAGUUUCAUCAGAGUAUCAUGGGAAUAAAUUACUUUAAUUACUUAAACUGGCCUGUUACCUCUCCUAAAGGUCACUUUUAAUGAACGGUUUGUGCUUAAUUAUGAAAAAGAGAGAAUAACUUAAAGCUUGAGUGAGGAACUUUACCAAUCUUUACUUUCCUUGAACUCUACCUGCUCGAGAACACAAAAAAAAUAUCAGUGCAACUCCAUUUUUAUCAGGAAACUGGCUUUGUUAAAAGUUGAGAAAAACAGAAUUUGAUGGUUUCCUCAGCCUUUCAACUCCAACUACGAUUGAAAGAGGAGCCAAAUUCAACAAAACAAACAUGAAACUGAAAAAAUCUGCUCGUGUGUAAACUCGAUGCCAGCAGCGAAACUUCGAAAUGGCUGAAUGAUGUGAAAUGUUUACUCCUCUUUUUAAAACAAUCAAAACAAAUGUCAAAGUCUGAGUUAUGAGACCGCAGGACAGAUUUUUAUUCUCUCAGUCCGCCUUAAAUAAGCCAAAAAGAGAGCCCUGGAUCAGGUUUACAUGUGGUUUCCUCUUUGCAUAAUACAGUUUAACAGAGGUGGGGGAAAGUCCUUAUGUUGCAAGUCCAAGUCGAGUCUCAAGUCCUUUGCUCUCAAGUCUUGAGUCAAGUCCAAGUCAACACAGACAAGUCCCAAGUCAAGUUCAAGUCAAGUCUCAAGUCUUUGUUCUCAAGUCCCAAGUCAAAUCCAAGUCCUUUGCUCUCAAGUCUCGAGUCAAGUCCAAGUCAACACAGACAAGUCCCAAGUCAAGUCCAAGUCAACACAGACAAGUCCCCAGUCAAGUCCAAGUCCUUUGCUCUCAAGUCUCGAGUCAAGUCCAAGUCAACACAGACAAGUCUUAAGUCAAGUCCAAGUCAACACAGACAAGUCCCAAGUCAAGUCCAAGUCAACACAGACAAGUCCCCAGUCAAGUCCAAGUCCUUUGCUCUCAAGUCCCAAGUCAAGUCCAAGUCCUGAACUUUUUGUUUCGAGUCCCGACCAAGUCCUAGGAAUUUUGCUUCAAGUCCCAACCAAGUCCUUACCGUUUCUUUCAAGUCAAAAACAAGUGCAACUCGUGGAAACAGGCGGGCAAUACUAGCGAGCGAUUUAUGUUCAGUCCUCCCGGUGUUGUCGUUAUGAGGGAGGCUAGAGUUUGAGACAGUGUUGCCAAGUUUCGUGAGAGAAAUAAGGAAACAGACCUCCAGAAACAAGACAAAAACAAGCAGACUUGGCAACACAACACGGUGUUACCAACGGCCGUAAUUCCUGACUAUUAGUUGAUGCGACACUUUUUAAAGGGUUUGGGCUGUAAGGUAUUAAGUGACUUGAAAAGACUUGACUUGACUUUUCAAGUCACUGGGCUCAAGUCAAGUCAAGUCUCAAUUCUUUAGCAAUCAAGUCCCAAGCGAGUCCAAGUCGUUUCUUGAUUUCAUCAAGCGAGUCAAAAAGGGGACUCAAGUCCAAGUCGAGUCUCGAGUCGAGUCGUCGAGCCCCCACCUCUGCAGUUUAAACCUUCAUUUGUAACUGGAAGGACUAAUUCUGCUCACAGACUGUGGAUUUUUAAAGCCAUGCGGUGAUUUCCACUUCAGAGUCAUGUCUGAUUUUAACGCAGAAGAGCUAUUUGAUUUUGUUUUUACAAUUUUGUAGAUUAAAUACGUCUUUAAAUUGAUCAAAUUCAUCACAAGUUGACCGACACUCCCCUUGGAUGUGGUUGUUUCUUGGGUUUUUUCUCUCUUUCCGACAGCGGACUAACUGCAAACACGACUGCGACAUUUAAAAAGAUGAUAAGUUGGAAUAUUUUAUGGAGUUUAUACACUUUUUCACCCCCUCAGGAGAUCGAAUCAAACUCUACUUUCUAACAGGAGUCCUGCUAGUCAGGACUGAAGGGUAAAAACAGCGGGAAUCAUUUAGAGCAUUUGUUUCCAUUUUCCAUUUGCAGCUGAGUUUGAUCUUCCCCAAUGGACACCGACAGCGCCGAUACUGUCAGGUCACAUUAAACUGAUCCUCAAACACCGACCACUGGAGGUUAGCGUUUCGUCAGAGCGCUCUUUGUUUGGUCCGAUAUCAGAGAAGAAUUUGGAUCGUAGUUGCGGGACAAAUUGGGGAAAAAUGUUGCGAGGGUCGUUUGGAAAACGCACGGAGGAAUUGAUUUGCUGUUUGGCUGCGUGGUGAACCAACAAUGUUUCAUCAAGAGACGGUUUCAACGAUUACUCAAACUUUCCGGCAAAAACGUGUGGGAUGAAAUAUCCGAAGACAACUGACAGCAAACUGACAAUCGAUGAUCGUCGGUGUUUACGAGACGGAUUUCAAAUCUGCUAACUGCGUCUAUCAGCGUCUGGCUUCGGAUUCAUAAAUCUAAGAGAGUGAGGUGUGCAAAAGCAAUCUUGAUAAGGCUGAGAUCCAUUUUUUUUUCUACUUCGGCUGCUGAUAGUUGAGAUGAAUGUUUGCAGGUGCUAAACUCGUCCCAAAUGUUCAGUUCUGGAGAAAAACCAUAAAACGACUCGGUUUUAUGGAAAAAUUCCAUCGUUUUUAUCGAAAAGGUCUCUAAAAGUGUCCCAGCUGAUUAACUUCUCCAGUCGUGAUAAUAUUCGAGAGUCGGAAAUACGCAGCAGGUUCAAACCAGCACAGAUGAUGAAUCGGACAGAAGAACAUUCAAGAAAACUUACCGCUGUUGUUUGGCAGGAAGCAGAAACACCGUUAAUUUGAUUGAUAUUGAGAUCAGGAUUAUUAAACAUGAUUACUAAGGAGUUCAUAACACCUGCCUGAAGGUCUGAAUCAAGGUUGCCUGGUGAUGUAUGAAAAUGGACGAUUGUUCACUGGUAUCUAAAAUGGAGGACAAACUGAUCUUGUCGGUGUGUGGGAGUCACGAAUUAUAUGAUAGUUUUUCUUACAAUUACCAAAACCAGAAUAAAAAGGGGAUCACAUGGAGGAAAGUGAUCCGGCAUUUCAACCGCAUCCGGAAAGGGUCCGAUCCGGAACAGCGACAAAUCUUCGCCGUACGCCAAUUCCAACUGGAUCCGUUUGUGAAGCGAAUUUCGUGGCGGAUUACGGACUGCAGGAAUCGCGAGAACUCACAAGUACCCGUGGAUUCAAAUGCAAGUUGUCUUGCCUUUCACUUGUUCGUCUCCACCAGUUUGCAUGGCGUGAAAUAUGAUCUGCCUGAAACAUGUAGUGUUUUAUUUUGAAAAGAAGCCGGGUGUUUUAUUUUGUGUCUGUGCCCGACUUCCUUUCCAGCACGGGUUAAUCUGUCCGGCAUGCUCUGGAGUCUGAAAAAAUAGAACUCUUGCGAUCUGCACCGAAACGGAAAAACUAUCAGCUAUGAUCCGCGGAUACGGCCUUUUCGUAGCCGUUCCGGAUGCGGUGGAAAUUGGGGGUUAGUGAGGAAGUUAGAUUACCUGUUAAAUUAAAAAAAAAAACCUUUGUCUAUCACUUGAUCCCGCCAGUUGAAUUGGCAGGGAUUACCGUUGAAAUUACUGUUGACGCGCGAAUAAAGCGAGUAAAUACUGUUCAUUCACAUGUCUAGAUUUGCGCGAAUGAAGCGAGUUGAUGUUUUACUUGCGCUUGGUGUGAGCGCCCCAUUAGUACCUUCAUGGUGCGCCGCCUAACCAGCAAAAUGUCUCUCGAUGUGCGCUAAUUCACUUUGAUUCAUUUUAGGUCCCAAAGAGUUUUAAAGAAUCUCAAAUCAAAAUUUUUAGGUGCCACUGUCAAAGGAAAAGUUUGGUUGUUUUCGUUGGGUCUGAUUUUCUCAAAGCUCCACUCACCAGACCGGGGGGAAAGUCCAGUCCAGUCCAGUCCAGUCCUCCAACGGUGCAUACUUCUUUGACUGGCGGCGGUCCAAGCUUGUCUGCUGCGGGGCGUACACAGACUGUUCUUCAGCUGUUGGCUGUGAUGGAAAGCAAUCAAAGGAAAGGUUGUUGUCUUGAUGGAUGAGUCCAAAAGUGGAUGCCUGGUAGACCAGAUCACGGGCCUCGUAAGACUGAUCUAAUAACUCAGCAAUUUUAACUAAUCUGUGUCCGGGAUGAUGCUGAAUUCUUGGUUUAGAGGUGAUUUACAACAGGACGGAUGUUUCAGAUGGCCACAAUAAAAACUUUUUUUACUGCAUUAACUUCUCAAAUUAAAUUUGAAGCCAGUGUUCGAGUGUUUCCAGGAACACCACGCAGCUCUGUGAUGGUUUUAGAGGCUGGAGUUCAAAUAUUUAAUUAGUGAAACUCAAACUCAAGUGGUGUUAAGCAAAUGUUUGUUCUCAGGCUGCGUAAAGCCGUAAAACAGACCACAGGCGAACACAAACCGACACAGUGGGGGGAGAAACUCAGAGGGCAAAGUCGAGGUUUCUGCAAAUACUGUCCUUUAUUACGAGAAAUAAGUAAUAAGUUUAUGCUCGAAUUUCCUGCUGCAAUAAAUCUGCAGUUUUUUUCCUAACUUUUAAUGCACCUGAACUAAAUACUUGAUUCUGAUUGGUUGAAACCCCAUAAUGACUGUGAUUAGCUCUGAAUAUCAAGGAUGUACCGAUCACACCCUAAAGCCUGUUGACACUGUGGGAAAAAGUUUAUUGUUAAGUAGUGUUCUGAAUCAAAGAAGGAUAUCUUGAUAUUGGAUCCUGUCCUGCAAUCCAUGUAACGGCAUGUUAGAGUGAGCGCAUUUUUAAGUUUCUGGUCAGUAUGAAUGGGAGUAAAUAUAUGAUAAGGGGGUCAUGGUCAUGCAGAAUGGACCAAUCAAAAGGUAAGACUAGGCCGUAGUGUCGUUAGUGUCACCCAUUUGUUUGUGAAUUUAAAGGGAUAUUCCGGCGUAAAUUAAGUUAGGGUUAAACACAUCGUAACACAGAGUUAGACACCCCCUCAGAGAUGAAUGUUACUGACCGCUUGCUCCUCUAGUUAUACCAACUUUAGCAAUACAGAGAGUUACGCAUUCAACCAAAACGCCAAUCUAUAGCUCAGAACAGCACCUAACUUCAUCAACAGUACAUAUAGGGUCACAGCCAUAGUACUAGCCACCAAACAUCUUUUUAAUUUUGCCUAAUUUCUUUAGCAAAGAGACUAAACACAACUCACCUACUCUCUUCCAGCAGCCGCUUGUUUGUACAGAGACCUUUAGCCUCUGAUUCACCAAUCUUGUAAUUCACUCCUUAGAACUGGUUCAGGUCAGCUGGGUUAGGUCUACGUAGGCCUGGACGAUAUAGAAAAAAAGCAUAUCGAUAAAAAAUAAAUCAUAUUGAUCGAUAUCGAUAAUUAUCAUAAUUAUUUAACAUAUAUUUUAAUUGCAGCCCUGGAUGUUUUAUGCUAUUGCUUAAUGACCUACUUUUAAUAAAGAACACACAAGCACUGAAUUCAAAUUAAAACCUUUAUUCAACCACCUUUUUUAUUUUACCACAACUGAAAGUUUUUUAAAAAAAGAACUUAAAAAAAAAAAGAGAUCAACUUAAGUGGCCUGAGUGACGUCAGUAAAUACUGACAAACAUAAAGACUAAAGUGACCAGAAAAUCUGAUAAAUAAAUAUUUAAAUAGUCUUUUGAUGAAAAUAAACAAAACAAACAAAUAUAUAAAUAAACAGAAUAGCUUUAGGUGGGAAUAGCAUACUACCAGUUUUAACUGUGUGAGAAACUGCCCACAGCCUGGUGUCCCGGGGUCGGGAGAUAUUUUUUUUUUUAAUUAUCAUGUGAUUGACUUUAUACGCAAACUGAGCACGAGGCCGGGCACUUCAUAUCGCGGGUCAAGAGUGGCUAGAAGCUGUUUGAAGCCAGGCUUUUCAACGGUAGUUAUUGGCAGUAUGUCCCUCGCUAUGGAGCAUGUUACUGCAUGGGUGAUGUCCUUAUGCCGCUUGAACGCUUUGUUGUAUUUUUGUUAAGAAACGAAGUCCAGCUUGGUCUGCUUCACUUGCUUUGUGCUGGUGCUGGCAGCGGUUCCAGAGGAUUCCUCCUCCGACGACGUCGAGCCGCGGCGCGGCCGACACAGCUCGUACUCCUGCGGCUGCGACCGGUUUAGAUGGUAAAACAAGUUGGUUGUGUUACCAGACUUGGUUUUUACUAAUUCUCGGCAAAUUUUGCAAACGACCGCUGUUCGCUUUUUGUCAGACUUCUAAAAACCAAAACAUUGCCAUGCUGGAGAACUACUGAGACCUUUUUUCGGGACAAUGUCCUCCGCUUCUCCUUGCUGUAUCAUUUUUUCUAAUACACGUGCUGUCUGUUGUGGUUUGAGAGGGGCUGGGCUUGGUGCCGUAGCGUACCUGGGUCUGCGUUUGUGAUUGGUUGGGAGGAAGUAAUGACUGUAGUAAAAGCUACAUGAUAGGCCAUGAUGAAAAAGAAAGGGAAACUGUGUUUUUCUAUCGAACUUUUUAUCGACCCGUUUUUUUUCUAUCGCAGCACACGUCUAUCGAUCGAUAUAUAUUGUUAUCGAACUGGUUCAGGUCAGCUGGGUUAGGUCUACGUUCUGUCUUGAGUGUCAGAAGGUUCCACACUCCAAAUAUGUGAAACAAACUCCCAGAAACUCUCAACGCUUCAACAACUGAAGGGGCGUGGCCAGUAAUCAAACCGGUGGUCACCGUGACGCGGACUAUAACCUCUGAGCGUAAGGCGUACCAAGUUUAAAAGGUUGCAUAUUUUAGGGUGACCAUAUUCUGAAUUACCAAAAAGAAGACACGACUACAUGGGGGUGGAGUCACAGAGUCAUGCAUUUAAUUUUGAGUGUUUUUUACACGCUUCUUACUCAGUUAUUCCACGCUACACAAAUUCAAAACUCUUGUACAAAACCACGGACAUUUGAAGGAUUUUAUGAACUACCCUGGACAAGACCAGACAGACCAGACAGCCCCCCAAAAAAGAGGACAUGUCCGAGUAAAAGAGGACAUAUGUUUACCCUUUAUAUUUUACAAUUUCAGGGAAAUGAAGGAUUUUAGGGUGACCGAGCAGAGUACAGAGGGGGCCAUGCCACCCCUGGCAGUUCCUCUAGACACACCCCUGCUCCCUCUUACUCGUGAUUCCAGUUUGUUUUUAUUUGACUGUCUUUCAGCCGGUUAAAUAAGGUUGAAACUGUCAGUUAUCCAAGGUGGGUCAAUUGUUCUUUCUCCUCUGAAAACACAAAAGUGGAAAAACUCUAUAAACAUCAAAAAUUGUUGUGCAUCUCAAGCAAAAUCCAGUCCUUCUGUAACCUGUAAUGAACCCCAGCUCCACACUUUCUGUCGCAAUAUCUGGCACCAGAGUCCCGUGCCUAGAAAGCUGGGCUGCAACUGUUAAUAUUAAUAAGAGAGAGAGAGAGAGAGAGAGAGAGAGAGAGAGAGAGAGAGAGAGAGAGAGAGAGAGAGAGCAUUCCUCCGCUGCCUCAGGGUGGUGAAAAGGUUAAGCCUGCCCCCUCUCUUGCAGCUCCCUCUCCGGGCUGCAGCUCAUCAGUCCGGCGCUGCCUCCUCCAGCUGCAGCAGCUCCCCCCUCUCUCUCUCUCUCUCUCUCUGCGCUCUCAGACAUGGACAGACCCCUCUCUUUGACUCCUCCAGCUCGUCUUUCUUCUCCCUGCUCCUCAUGAAAAGCCUCACUGGCAGCAGCGGACGCAUGGAGGUCUAAUUUCUGCUCCAGUUUUCGCUCAAACUCGUGGAAAGUUGUUGUUGUUGUUGUUUUUUUUGCUGUUCCCUUUGGUUUUUUCUUCAAUCUCUUCAUGGUCUGCUCAUGCGUUGGGAAUGCCAUGGCCACUCCGAGCGCACAGCAGCAGCACCAGGAUUAUUACAGAUCGGUGAGCAGCGAGUCCACCACCUAUAUGAUGGUCCCUGCCGGAGGAGCGAGCGGGACGGCGCGCCGGGAAGCGCCGUCUAAGAUGUGGGUGGCGAUGGUGGUGAUCGUGGUGGUGGUGCUGCAGAUCGCCUCCACGACGGGACUCUUUCUCUACCUGAACAUGUCCAUAUCACAGGUAGGAGCUGAUUUACACUUCUGCUGCACGUUGUGGGAACUUUAUUCUCGGUGCAAAUUUCGGGUAAAGGUUGAAAGAAUUGCGCUUUUGUGCGCAUUUGGAUGCUUGAAAACACGAAGAAAUGCUCAAACUUGUGGACGAAAUCAGUAAAUCAGAAAGAAAAGUUGAAGAAAAGUGAGAUUUGCGUGUUUUGAGGUCACUUUUACACGUUUUCUGCAAGCAAAAAUCGUCCAAAAUGACCAAAUUUUUGCCCAACUUUUGUCGAUUUCAUGCUAAGUUGCUGCAACUCGACAGAAACGUCCUGAAACCUCCAACAGAUGAAGUCAAACUCCACUUUUUGGGGAGUAAUUCAUAUCUGGAACACGUUUGGCGCAUUUCGCCCCCGCGUUUGACUCGCCAGGCACUUCUAAAAAACAGCCUCGCAUGACAUGACUUGUUUUAACAAUGAAAGUUAAGAGCAAUCAAAGCUGAAAGGGAGUGAAUGUGGGUCCAGGAGCGUUUAUCGGAUCAAACUGAAUCCAUUAAAGGGACAUACUGGAGCCAUUUGUGUGGAAAAGAGGGCGCAAGGAAGGGUUUUCCGAUAAGUAGGUUACAGAUGUUGUCCAGAGGUGAAACAUGCAGGUCAGGGAUGAAGAGUUGAAGGUGUGAACUCUCUCUCCUGUAAGGUUUGAUCUACUUAAACCUCUUAAACAGAGCUGUAAGUCGUCGCUAUGUGCUUGAAGGUUAAGAAAGAGGUCUUUCUUCCACGGUACGAGGUCUCGAUUCCUCCUCUCCAGGAAUCAAUUAUCAGAGCCGCUGUCACCGCCGCGGUGGGUGAAAGCGAAAGCUGACCUUUGAUUAGUCCCGCCGCACAAGGAAAAGCUUGUCCGCCGGGCUCGCUUGUUAUCAGCGAGGGUGCAAAGAGUACGAGAAUGUUGCACUCAAGCAAAGGUACACUUCCUUCGAGUAAACGCUACUUCCUUAUCUCUUAACACCACCGGCAUUAGUCUGAGGAGUGAUCUUGGCUUGGCCUCCAUCCAGGAUGAAGUUAUCGAAGACUUCUUGUCGAGUCUCGAGCCAAAAAUUAAGACUUGAUUAACUGCAAUGAUUAAAAACUGGCUGCAAAUAAGUUUCUCUUGAGAGACUCGUGAAGGAAAUCUUGGCUCGUUGGAGCUGUCAGGUCGCCGUGGCUUCGAAUAAGUUAAAUGGGAUAUUUUGGCAGGAAUGGAGACGUGGAUCGUGAUGUACUCGAUGGAAGUCCAGCUUGAAACUUUGAGAGCUUUAGCUGAAGAAAUCAAACACCAGAUCUCACUUGUAGUCGAGUAUCAUUCAUUUGUAGCCUCGAAGUAGGAAGCCGAUCCCGGUGAGGUCUAAACUGAGAGUAAACAUCUGCGAGGAGAAGUCGAGGUGGGAGAUGUGUCAUGCUUUCCACCUCCUGCCAGGCCGAUAACUCACACAGGUGUGCCUCAUGCGUCCCGCGCCGGGCGCCGUAGAUCAUUUAAAAGGGGGAAGUCUGGGGGAGUUUUCCAACGUUUACCCCUGAGAAUAAGAGGAGAAAUGUGAUCGCUGAGGUAAAAAUCGGGCUGUUAACGUGACGGGGGCAGAUUUUCAACUCAAAACUGAAGAUGUUUUACUAAUGUUUUGUUCCUAAAGGGGUAGAAGACUCUGGCUUUGUGACCCGUUUAAGAAACCUCAGGUAGUAAUAAUGUCAGAAGUCCUUCGUCUUCCUCUUCAUGGUUGAUGGACGUCCUGGGAUGAGAGGGACGCCGUAAUGAAGGCGAAUAUAUCAGACUCUCGCUGCAUCUGCUUCCAAUCAAGACUCUGGCAUGAGCGCAACAAUCCUGCAUCAGCAGAGUCAGCUGUAGAAACAGUCUUUACAUACUUUAUCUCAAAGUGUGUCGGAGACUGCACUUUCUUUUUCAACACGUAAGAGUCCGGCCUGUUUUGUCUGGCAGGAUGGAGUCGGCAGGAAAUCACAUACAGAACGUUUCAGAGACGAUAGUGGACAGAGACGGAUGAAAAACACGCAGCUAUGUAUCUUGAAUGCGGGGGAAUCCCCCGGUUCUCAUGCGAAGGCCGGCUAUUUUUAAUCUGGAAACAGGCCCUCUUUGAGGCGCAGCGCGGUAACACCCCCCUCCUCCCCUCCUCCGCUCUGCCAGCCCGGUUAAGACAAAAGAUGCUUCGAACAAUAAAUGCAGCAGCACAAUGAGGAACGCUCCAGUGUGGCCUCAGAGCUGCGGCGUUCGCACACAAGCAAACAAACCCGUGUGAGUGUGGGAGUUUCCAGGCCUCACAUGCGUGGACGUCCUGCUGUUUCAAGCCUCUUUAUUCUGGCUUGUCAUUCAUUUUUUAAAAUAAAAUCAGGUAAUCCAGUCUUAAUCUCUACCUGGAUCAGACCUCAAAGAAAAGACCUUCUCUCCGAAAUCUUUCCUCUUUAAAGGGAUAUUCCCGCAUAAAAUUAAUUUAGGGUCAAAGACACCGUAACACCGAGUUAGACACCUCCUCCAGAGAUAAAUGUUGUCGACCGCACGCUAGCAAUACACAGCGGUCUGAGGAGCCAUAAGCAAACCUCGACCAAAACACCACAAAUAAUGCUCAGAACAGCACCUAACUUCAUCAACAGGACAUAUAGGGUCGAAGCCACCAAACAUAUUUUUAACUUUGACUAACUCACCUACUCUCUUCCAGCAGCUGCUUGUUUGUAGUGAGACCUCGGGCCAGUCCAUUACUGACUACAGCGGAGUUUCGCAGCUCAAGGAAGAACAUUUAUGAUCAUUACUUUAUCAUUUCCUCUGAGUAAUAAUCAUCAUAUUAAUCAUUUUGAAGACGCGGUAAUUCCUCUGCCUUAGCGUCUCGGUCUGAAAUGAUCAUAAAUGUUCUUCCCUGAGCUGCGGCACCCCUUUCAGACCCUUUGUCCAGCUCUCCAGAUGCCUCCUUCACUGUUGCCUGCAACAAAGUGGCCAUCAUUGAAUUAUUAUUACUAUUUUAAACAACAAAUGAUCAAAUAAAACCAACUUUUAUGGACCUGGAAGAACUGGAAAAGCAACAACAACAAGGAAUAAAACAGGAAGUCAAUGUGUGAAUGUCUAGAAAUGGACCAGUUUGUAACAUCAUGCUUCUGCUGCCCCUUGUGGUCUACUUGAGAAGUUUGCGGACACUGGUAAUCUGAAUUUUAGUCCUUCUUGAACAUCUUGAUCAGGUUGAUGUAUUUCAGUUUUUCUUUGGAAACUUGCUGAAGUACUUGAUCCUGGAAGGCUAACGGUGGAUUCCCAAACUUUAGACGUUGUAAUCCAGGUUAAGCUUUUAAAGACAAGACUCUAGAGUUUUCAAACUGGUUUAGAAACGACAACAACUCCGAGAUUGUGUAUUCGUUGGCACUUUUUUUUUAGAUUCGUGUCACUUGCGUUGAGUUAUCGCUAAGUGACUGACAUUCCUUUCCCUUCACUUCACUGGUCCACUUUAUUAUUGUUUGGGUUCACUGAUAGGCUCUGACUCACCCAGCCAUGAAACAAUACACCCGGUGAGUGUGUGUCCACUGUGUGUGUUUGUGUGUGUGUGGUCUGAGUCACACUGAAGAAGCUGUAGGUGUUAGUUAGGGGGUGUGUAUAAAUGUGUGUGGUCCACUCACCCUAAAAGGCCAGUUUAGGGGGGCUUUAUGCCGAUGACGGUCCGACCUAUCUGCGUGAUGAAAGGAUGACCUUAAGGCACGAAACCAUGAGGAAAAUCCCUCCAAAUAUUGACAUUCCUGUUGCGAUAUUAAAAUCUGAAUCAUAAAAGACCCAACAGGAGUCUGUUUAAGUCCGAGGUUUAAGAUCAGAGUCAGAUUUUAGGCCGGGCGAUGACAGACGUGGAGGUAGACGGGUUAAUCAGGACCAUGUUAGAGGGUCUCUGACAACCAUAUAAUCACAUCUCUGAAGAUUACAGUCUACAAGGCUGAUCUCAUGUGGGUGAUGUAGACUCCGAGGGAUUAUCUCAAUGUAUGAGGGCUUUGUGGUUUUAUCCCGUUAGCUCGCUUUACAGCGGCGAGUUCAGCACAGGCAACACGUGGAGCAGGCGGUAAUGGAUAUCCAAGUAAAGAUUCGUUGAUCUGCAGGGAUACAAACUAAAAAUGUGAAUCCAGAAACGUAAAUAUGAAGAUUGUACACUUCUUUUAUUUACAAACAUUCAAGUAAACUUAACAUCUGAGUUGUUAUCUAACCACGUUGCAUCUUGGAAGUGUCAGAAAUAUUAGUCAAGUUGUCAUAAUGUAAAAAUAAGCAGUACGUCAGCUCAGAAGUUGUUUGCCGUUUCGUCCAGCAGAGGGCUCUCUAAUCGUAACCUGACCAUCGCACAACACUCUUAACCACCGAGAAUCAAAGGCGUCCUGAGAAGACAGUCACAUUAAAUUUGACUCCAACUUUCGCUCUUUAAUUUUAAUUUUAAAAAGUUGCAGAUACAACAGGUCAAUCAGAGUGCGUCUUAAUGACGUCAAGAAUUACGAUAAUAAUUAAUCAUGGUAUAGACCAGCCUGGCUUUUUCACACUAGUUCACGCGCUUAUGCCAGGAUUUCCGAGCUCUGAGUUGGAAACUCAUCUGUAACGCCCCCCUGAAGUCGGAUUUCCGACUUGGAAAGUUGCACGAUCCUCGCCAACCCCGACUUGACGACAACGUCAUAAUCCAAGAUGGCAGCGCAGUGCACCGACUGUAAAGAGUAAUAGUGAAAUGUUUUAUUUAUUAGCACUUAUGUUUUGUUUUUGCGAAAUUAAAUAAGUGGUAUAUGUAGUAAAAUACUGUUUUACGUUGUUUGCGCUGGUAUAGCUAACAACAACGGCUAACAACAGCUGAAAACCGCUAACGACAGCUGACAACGGCUAACGACAGCUGACUAUUCCGAUGCAUUCAAGUUACCUUGGAAGCCAGAUGUCCGAGCUGGGAAUGACGUCACACCGGAGUUACCAGUGUUUCAGUUACCAAGUCAGAAGAAAGCAAAAUUUGGAGGCGGAAACAAGCGCUUGUCCUUGUCCUUGCUUAUAUUCGGACAACGCAAGCGCUAAAAUAACUUUCGUAGAUUUAGCCAUCUUGGUUACACUUUCAAUUUUGCUUUCUUCCGACUUGGUAACAGAAACGCUGGUAACUCGGCACUCCCAGCUCUGACAUCUGACUUCCGAGGUAACUCGAACGCAGUAUUGUAAACAACAGCUAACAACGGCUAACAGUAGGCGUCCAUCUUAGUAUUCCGACAUGUUUACUGGAAUGCCGUCAACUCAGGUGUGACAUAAUUCCCAUCUCUGACAUUCAACUUCCGAGGUAACUAGGACGUAGCAUUAAUCUCGACUGCCGUCCCUCGGCUUUUCAGACACACACCUGCCUCCUCCUGCUCGUCUCUCCACCUGUUUUUAAUUCUUUAUUUUUAUACGUUUACACUCACAGCAGACUUUUUACGAGGUAAAUUUAUCAAAGAUGUUUUUUACACACUGUUAACCGUUCACUCUGAUCUAAUCCUCCACAGUCUUCGCUCUUAUCUUUGAAUAAAGCGAGUUUAUUGGACUGGUGGAAGUAUGAAAGCGAUCAGUGUACAUAUGGGAGGAAAAUUCCCUGAUAUUUUUCGUUAUGAGCCGGGAUAUAAAAUAUGAUAAACGUCCCAGAGCUUGAAUGAAACCAUGAUUUUUACGUUUCAGCCUCCGCGCCCACAUGUUGCUUGAAUUUCAGAGUUGGCUUCACGGAGGCUCAGCUGCUUCGAUUUGGGGUCUGCCUACGCGUUUCAUCCGCCCCAAGACGUGCCGUGACUUCUGAUGACACCGACUGAGAUAAAUGAGGGAAAAACAUCAGUUAUUUAUACUCAGAGCUGUUCCUCGCUCCGACCUCCUUGUGUGGCCUCAGCUGCCGUUGCCAAGACGCUUCUGAUGCAACCUCCUAUGGCGCAUUAUAGACCCGUAUACAUCGGUUUUUCCAUUAGUUGCAUAAACGUGCUGCGUUUUCUCGCACCAGAUCGGGUUUUAUUAGCCGAGGUCAACGUCGAAUUCAACGUCAGAGGAUCAAUGGAUGACCUGACGGGAAUGUGCGAGCGACACGUGUGCUCUACGGGGGGUUGCGGUCUCUGAGAGGGGGUGGUUUUCCCUGAGGCUGAGAGGGCGAGAGGUCGAGAGGGCGAGUGGUGCGUUCAUCAUCAGAGACCAAUUUAAAGUCCAAUCAAAUCCUUCACUCGCAAAUAUUUAGAUUUAAUUCAAAGCUGCUAAUAUAAACCUCCCUUCCAGGACCGAACGGCCAGAACAUACAACUCUUUCUCCCUCUUUCUCUCUCUCUCUCUGUCCCCUCAUCCCUCCAUCACACCCCUCUCUGUGUUAUGCUUUAAAGCCCACAUUGAGAAUCGAGUUACAGUCAGUUUUAGGGCUCCGGGCAGGAGGGGGGCGAAUUUUUCAGGAAUGACACAAGCACUUUUUCUUUUAUGAGGUAAAAGUUAAGCGACUCUUUGGCGGUGAUUUAGGUUUCUGCGAGUACGUGUGCGUGUGUUUACGUGUGGCGUGUGUUAGCGUCUAAACAAGCUUUGGGCCGGGGAUUAAAGUUGCGUAAAGUGUUUGAACGUGUGUUAGACACGGAGAGAACAAGACAGCUGGUGUUUAAAGAUGCAUGCGACGGAUGGGCGAUGGUUCGACCUUGGUUUUUGUCUCUCUGACUGAAUUUGACAAGGCCAAAAUGACAUCAAAGGAGUAAUCUCUUGCAGCUUUUUCAGUAACCGUUGAGUUUCCUCUCCCGAAGCAGAUAUUCGUUCUCACAUGAUCUCCAUCCACACCAUUUUCAACCAAUUGGAGACAAUUUAGGGUUCUGUUAUCCUUAAAACGAAGAGGUGAAACGCUCCAUUUGGAUGAGGAAAAGCAGCGAUUCCUGGAAAUAAAGACGGAAGAUAAAGAACAGAUAAAAGGGACGAUCUUGAUAAGACACAGAUCAGGCAAUAAAGUUGCCAGAUCUUCAGUUGAGCUAAUUUAGGAGGGUUUACUUCAAAGUAGAAAUACUCUCACGAGCUAACUCUUUAAGCAUGAAAACUGUUAAUGGUUAGGUAGACUCAUCAUAAUGGAAAUUCUUUUCUGAACGCUCCAAAUGUUCCGAAUCAAACCACCGACUGGUCUUGGGUUUGGAUUUGGAGAAGUGGUGGAGCAAGAGUUUUUUUGAUUGGGUCGGCCAAACCGAGGCAUGGACUUCUGAAGGGGCGGCCGAAGGGAUAAAGUUACAAAUGUUCAAAAAUAAUUGCAUGAGAUAUUUUAUCUAGAUUAUUUUGAGGGUUAGUGAUGGGAAGAACAGUUCUUUUGACUGUACUGAAUCUUUAGGAUCCGUUCAUUAAAAGGAUUUGUUCGGAAGUCGUUUCGUUUUGUUUACCAUGUCAUUCACUGACUGACGUUUUGUUCACGGACUGUUUCAUUCACUGACUGAAACAUGUUGUUCAUUCGCUGUGAGUGAAUCACGAGACUCCGCCCACUCACUGGCUGGCUGUGUGUCAUUCGCCAAAGAGUCACGAUUGAGCUCAAUUGAACUGAAAAAGGAACGAAUCAGGUCUCGGAGUGAUUCCGUUCACGUUGUUCACUCAGCAGUUCAUGAACGACACAAUCACUACAAGGGGCACUAUAGGUGAACGGGCAGGUAAACGCUACAAAAGGGACGCAGAUGAAGCGUUGAUCUGGGGAACGGGAAGAGCACACGGUUUUUACCGCUAAUUUGACACCACUCUCAACCUCAUCAUGAACAUCACCAUCGUCGCAAGUUGGACGUAUCUGUAUUUUUUGGUUUGCAUUUCAUUUAAUCAAGAAAUGGCAAACAUACAACUCAACAACAACCUUGGAGUGGACAUCGGAUUGGACUAGAAGCGAGUCAAAAACACCAAACUCCCGCACCAAGACGGUGACUAAAAUUCAGGUCAGCGUCGUCAAUUUGAUCUUUAACUUCGAAAGCGAAUGAAACGAAGUGGAAAAAUGUACAUCUACUAAACUUUCCUGACACACGAUGAAAUGCAAAGAAGCUAGCAGCAGCCCGUUAAACUCGAGAUGCACCGAUCCGAUAUUUGGAUUGGAUAAAUCGGCUUCGAUAUUGACGAAUUAACUGGAUCGGAUAUCGGAUGAAUGAUGCCGAUCCAGCCUUUUUUUUGGGUAUUGGUAUCUGAUAUCGGCCGAUACGCUCAGCUCAGGUAUCAGUAUCAGACUUGAUCCGACAAAAAUGGAUCGGUGCGUCUUUAAGUUUAACACGACCAAGACGGCUAAUUUCAAUAAAAGUGUUAAACCUUCAGACUUCAAACAUUCGAUUCUGUGUGAAGAUUUGCAGCUUUAUGGAGAGUUUAGGUUCAAUUUGUGACAUUUUACCCAUCUUGGAUCAGAUUCUUGAACAUCAACCCCUGACUUCCCUGCAGAUGCUCUUAACUUGACAAUUUAACCUCCUGUUUAAAAAACAAGAUGUGCCAAAUAUCAGCGGAGUUCUGCUCUUAUCAAAUGUGACGUUUCCAGGCCAAAAAUGCGAUUAACUGUCCCUGAAGUCGCCGCGCUGAGGGAGGAGUGAGGCCGAAAGAGAGAGAAAGGAGUAAACUUCACAUUAUGUCAUCUGACAGAGAGCAGACACACACUCAAACACACACACAAACACACACACAAACACACACACACACGGUGUCAGCUCAACAGCUCGGCUGGUGAUAACAGGAUAUUUGCGUUCCCACGUUGGAAUGCUCAUUAGGAUGUAGCUACAGCUGUGAUGUGUGUGUGUUUGUGUUUGUCAGUGUGUGUGUGUGUGUGUGUGUGUGCCAACAGCUGGUGCUGUGUGUUAUCAGUGUGUUUGCUGACUUAACGUGAUUGUAGAGGUCUGAUAAAUGACAUUACUACGAGAUGAGGAGACUGACACUCCAAACAAACGGCUGCUGGAUCUGAAUUUAAAGCUGCAGGUUUAAAUUCACUUUUAGUUACUGUUUUUGUGUCAUUUUUAGUAAAGACGUUUUUUAAGAGGCCAAAUAUCCAAGCCGAAAUGACGCCAAUUACUGUUAUUUUAAAUCAUAACCCUGUCAACUAACAGAAAUUUACUGUAAUAUUACUGUAAUCAUGAAUAUUUGUCCAAUCAGUGUAUAAAAUGUUGCGAUAAAAGCUUAAAACAUCCAUUAUGUUCAGCAAUGUGCAGUUUUCAUGCAGACGCGUAGCUAAGUCUAAUGAGGUCGUUGAACUGUGCUUAGCUUUUAUAGUUGUAAAGUUCGUGAAACACUGCCUGCAAUGGAUUCGCCAAGACUCCUGCUAGCUCCCUCUGCUGGUCACUUGUUGUUUUGCGAUGAAUUCGGCAUUCUUUGUACGCUAAAGCGGCACUCAUUUCAGCCCACUUAAGUACGAUAAAACACCUCUUUUUGGAGCAUUUGGUUCAUGGUAGGACCAGCUCGCUAAUUUUUAAAAUCAAUUCGUACAAAAAUUUUAACGUGAAACUAAAUUAAGCUAAUUCGAUUCAAGCUCGGCUAUAAAUGUUUGGAACUUAAAAUUGGGAAAAAAAGCUUGGAGUUAGCGUCGGCAAGUUUUUAAACGACAUUAUAUGAGACAAAAAGGCUGUGUCCGAAACUAUGCUAGUCAUGCUUUUCGUGAUUUGUUCUUACAAGAUUCGUAAUACACAAUUUGUACAAGAAACGCCGAGAUUUAUUCGAGAUUUUUAGGAAUGUUACAGUUUGAGACAGAAACUAGGGUGAUCGGACGUUCCCGAUUUCUGAGGACAGUCCCCGUUUUGGUUGACCAGAUUUUAGCGUUUCAUAAAUGAGAAAAAAAAUGCGUAUGGAUUAGAACAACGGUUAUUAUGGUAGCUGGGUUGGUAGGAAGCGAAAUUAGCAUAUAGCGCGCAGUCCUGAACAAAAUUACUCGCAAGCUAGCAACCCGCAACAAACACUUUAAUCGUAUAUCUCGUACAGGAUAUGGUUAAAGUUAUAUUUAGCUAACAUAACUCGAAUCAGAAACGCUCAGAACAAAAUGUUCUACGUGUCUUUUUUCACCUAAAUGGUGAUGGCGUGAAUUAAAGGAAAUAUGAGCUGAUUUAGCGUCAACAAUCUGGACUUUACGACGCUUAAACUAAUUUCUUGGCGCUGAGUAAUAGUGUGAUUUAUUUCAUUGUGUGACCGGAGAAGACUGGAGCCCGCACACCAACCUCCAUCCCCAUUAGAAGCCCGAUAAUCAAAAAAUCAUGCCAGAGCCUGAGCAAAACUGUUCGUUUUCGCCCCAGAAACAAUUCAAUAAUUUGUGGUGUUACUAGGAAACAGAUGUUCGAAGGUAUAAUGUGUCUCAAUUUAAACGUCGACGUUCACCUCUACAGUUUAUUGACCUCCUACAGCGAAAUGUCCUUCCCCUGGUCCAUCCAUCUUCCCUCACAUCCAAUCUGAACCGUAAGAGCUCCAUAUGGCUCCCAUCAUGUGGAAACCGAACCCUUCCCGUACUUCAUGUACAUGUAUCAAAGUAGAGGACGCUGGAACACGAACAGUCGAACCCUGAAACAUUUGAAGGAAGGGGAGCUUUCUGCGAUUAGAUAUCACAUCCAAAGUGGUCGUUUUUGUCGAUAAAUUACAUUUCUUUUAUAGAAAAAUUGAAGCGUAUUGAAAACAUCUGCUGGCUUUGAAUCCACGGAUUAUAUCUUUAGGAAGACAGGCAACGAAAAUCGCACCAAGUCCUGAUCAGUGCGGCUACCACCCAUCGAAGAAAAUUGAGUCUGGGACGGAGAAGAAACCCUGAAACCCUAAAACCGUCUAACUCCAUUCUCCAAGUUUCUGGCAGCGAGACGUCCAGAGCUGUCCGGUCGUGGUUAUAGACGUCCAAAUAGAAGAAAACGAAUCGAGUGAUGCAGGCGCUGAUGCGUCCAAGAAAAAUAUGUUUAGUGCAUGAAUUCAUGUGUGUUUUGCGUGAUAAGCUGGUGGUGAUUUGCGCUGUAAGGUCAUCGUCGGUCUUGUUGAUCCAGCCGUGGGACUGGACGAAUGUUUCUGUCCCAGAACGAGAAAGAGGUCUUGUUAGUGUCAUCUGUCUCCUUCAAUAUUCUCUCUCUUAAAGUGAUUCUCUGUCCGGACGACGUUGACCCCGUUAACGAAACCCUCCUGCUCCUCUGUCAGCUCUCAUUUCUGCACAGAUUGAGAAACUUUUCUUCAUUUCUAGAUAAUAAUUCUCAAAUUUUCUUUUUCAUGAAUCAAAAUCACAUCCAAACACUUCCACUGAUGUCCUACUUUCUCAGCUCCCCCGCCGGCUUCCAGGCUGCAGCCAGUCUUUUUUGGCCUGAACGUCCAUAAAUGGAGCACGUCCUCUUGAAAAACUUGUAAGGAUCUCGGGCGUGUGAUCACAAGUCGUCUAUGAAUCAGCAAAUCGAGCGUUUAGCGGGGAGUCUGGCUUUGUUUCCAGCUGCUGAAUGAAAAACAGUAAUCCAAACAGCUCUGGGAAAGUAGGUUAAAUCAUACAAGUCAUGAAUUCUUUAAAAAGAUGAGGUUUUAAAAGGUUGAGCCUUCGGUUUUCCUCUCUUGAAGGUGUCGUUUAUUCUUUCUUUACCUUAAAAGAGGUAGAGAAGUUGCUCUUUGAAUUCAAUGUCGGCUCAGUCGCACUUAAAAGGAUCUUCGUCUUUAACUCUCAGACUUUCCAGGGACGCUGAAGUAAUGCAAACAUACUCUACGUGUUUGGAAAAGAGGAUAAGAAAGUAGAAGCUUUCCAGAAAUAGGAGAGAGAAAUCUCUAUGAAUGUUAUGAAAACACGACAGGAGUUAAGACGUCUGGGCUUCGCUGCUUCCAAGACGUUACGCAACAUGAAGGUGAGAGUGCGGCGAGGAAAGAGUCUCGACUGUGAAAUCAAAAGUUUUUUUCAUUUCCACUCAUGACAUGAUCGGACAGGAAGAUGAAGAACAUAAAGGGCACUCAUUUUAACGGGUUUAGGAGUCAACAAACGAGUUGAGAUGUUUCUACUCAAAGAUGAGACCCUCACUCAACACGGCUUCAAUCAGGAGGUUGUGAAAAUAUGAGAAAGAGCCGAGGUCGCGUCAUGAUCGCAUGACUACGAUUGGUCUUGCCGAUCUGGUCCCACCAAACCAAACAAACAAAACUAGAUUAAUUCGAUAGAUCAGUCACACAUGGUCGUCUUUGGUCUGACCUCUUGGGAAUUUCCCAACUUAUUUUUCAUCGUACUUCAGUUUUUAUUCUCUUUUGGCCCAAUCGGGAUGAAAAUCUAACAAAUCUGGACCUGUAAUCUGCUGAGAUUUGAGGGAUUUGGAGCUCUGUGAUCACUCACAGAAGCCCUGACAGCGCAGGAUAACCUCUGACUUUAUCAGCAGCUCAGGAUCAAAACCAGAUAAAGACCUGUUGACGUCUCGGCUGAUAAGGAUGAUUGAUUUCCUGUGAUUAUUGGCACAGGUGGGUUUGGUGGUUUUUACUUUGGUGGAUGUUUCUCCAGAGUCAAGACCAAAGUUUAUUAAAGUUUGUGAUUCAGAGGUCUCCAAAACAAAACACAAAAAUCCACCGACAUUCCAACAGUCAGAUUUCAGAGCAAACCGCCUUGUCCGCCCGAAAAUAUAGCUUUAAGAAUGAAGUAACUUUUAAAGAAGAACUUUUAUUUCAAGUUGUAUGAGAAUUUAGCCAUAAGGAACGUGGAUCAUUCUGUAAACUUUUAUAAAACUUUCAAAAGUGACACAAUUUCAUUAGAAAAAGUACCCAAACAAGAACCUGAGUCCAAAGACUGGCAGGCUAACAGGACACUUUAGCGAACUUUUUUUAAGUGAUAUCAAAUAUUUACUCAAAUCAGAACUUUUAGCUCAUAUAAUUAAUACUUUUUAAACAUUUACUUAAUUUUCUCGUAAUUUACAAAGACUUUAAACUCAUUAAUGUACAAAUAAAUUAUCAUAUUUGGAAUUUUUCUCAAAAAUAUUGGACAUUGAUGUUGAGAUUUUUCUUGUGUAUUUGUAACAUUUUUUUUUCAUGCUACAAGGCUUAAAUUUUUUUAAUUAAAAGUUUGUUUAUUUAAGUUUAUGAAUUUUUCUACACAGAUAUAUGACUUUGAUUUGAUCAAAAUUCAGUUUUAUUUUUGUAAUUUCAGGAUUUUUUUCUCACAACUUCAUAACUUUAAUCUUGUUCGUUCACUCGAUCAUUCUUGACAAAAAAAAGUUAAUUUUUUUACAUACAUGAUUUUCAUGUUCUCAUUGAAAUUUAACCUUUUUCAUUAAUUUAAGGCUUCAUUCCCAUUAUUUAUAUUUUUCACAGUAUGGUAUAUCUCAACUGUUGUUAAUUCAGGAGUUUGUUCUCAUAACAACCUCACUAAACUUUUGUGAAUUUCCGAUCUUUAUCACAAGAUUUACUCUAAUGAAUUAUUACGUAUUUCUCUAAAGUUUAAGACUUAAAUCUCUUUAGUUGAAGAGUUCGCUCUUACAAAAAAAUUAAUUAAUUUUGGAAUCUUCAUUUUACGACUUUAUUGUCAUAAAAAUUUACAGAAUUUCUGAUUCUGAAUUCAACUUUUUUAUUGCUUUUAAAGGAUAACAAGUACAGCAGUCUGAUAAAGGUAACAGGUACAUUACAAUCCAAAAAAAAAAAGAAAAAUCAAUGAAAUUAUUAAAAAAAGUUUUAAAAAAUGGAAAAAAUAAACAAAAUUUUAAAAAAGGGACCAGGCGGUGACCCCCUUCCACCCCCUCAACUUGGAUCUCUAUAAAAUUUUUACAGGACAUAGAAGACAAUAUUUUAACAAAAAAUGCAAAUAAAAAUGUAAAAUUCAGCUUUUUAAAAUCAGUUUCCUAAACGUUGCGAUCCUAAUCUUGUGUUGUACUCAAAGUUAAAAAAGCUUUUGUUUCCAGUUUGGUGAAAACACGUCUCCUGCAAGGAAAUUUUGAGUAACAAAACUGAGCCAAACAGUUUUACGUUUAUGAGAAUUUUGUAAAUUUUUGUUAAAAAGAGAAAAAGUAUUUCUAUUGUUGUUGAAAAUGCUCUUUGUCUCAGAUAUUGUGAGUUCAUGUCCCGUAAACCUCACUGCUAAACUAUUUGCUGACACAUCCAUGUAAUUGGGCUGAUUUUAUUGUUUAUUUUGGAGGGACCAGAUAUGUUCCUUCCUGUUUUUUUGUGGAUUUGUGGAAAUUACUGGUCAGAAUUCCUGCUUGUAUGUCAGCAGAUUCCAGGUUUUGUUUUUGUGCGCAACUUCAAGGGUUUUCCAUCUCCUCCAAAGAGAAAGUUCCCGUUUCAUUUCUAUUCGAGGUUGACGUAUUCUCUUUGUUACUCGUUUUAAGACAUUAUUACUAGUACACAAAGAAAGCUGAGGGAGUUGUGUUUUGUCUCAGAAAGUGUGUCGAAAGUGGUUUGUGACACCAUCAGUUAAUCAUCUGCCAGAACAGGAUCGACAGCCGGACAGCUUGUUUUCGUGACACAAACAGAGCGUGAUCACACUGGCUCGAGUUCUCCAGUGGAUUCUCGUCACGUUCAGCAACAACCCCUGACAGAAACUGUACCUCUUUCCUUCUACUGUUCACUCCUGAAGGCCUCUCCUGAGUCAGACUCGCUCACCACCUCCUCCUCACACUAAAACACUCAAACAGAAAAGCCACCCAGGCUGGACCUGCCCACCCACAGGCACCCAAAGGACCCCACAGCAGCUUCAUUUACAGUGUUUUCUUUGCUCUUUCAUUAGCUUCACUUUGCUUACAGUUCUGUCAUAUCCUGAGGUUUCAUUUCACUAAAUUUGACCCUCAGUGUCCAAAAUAGAAGCUUACGAUAAAACCAGAUUACUGGACUCUCUCGUCUUUGGACCAAACCUCAGAUGGAGGGUGAACUAGCAGAAAUAGGGACCUGUAAGUAGGGCUGAGCGAUAUAUCCUCAAAUCAAUAUCAUGAUAUAUUGAUCAGUUCACCUCGAUAACGAUAAAUGGACGAUAACUACUCCACAAGCUGCUCACCCCCUCCCAUAUUAACUUCGUCUACUUCAGCUACUACAACUUUUGAACCGUCCUCCAUCUCCUCACCUGUCUUUACGUAGGACAGCGUCUUAAAGGGACAUGAGACCAUAGCCUACCUGCACACAUCCAAAACAAACUUUUUUUAAAUGUAUUUUUUAGACACUGAAUAUACAGAUAUGGGCAAAAUGACAUCAAUUUUUGUUGUAAAUUUCGGUAUCGGUAAAUUUUCGGUUUAUCGCCCAGCCCUACAUACAACACUGAAUCUUGUUGGGCUGGUCAUGCAUCAAAAUGCUUAAUAUUGUUCUGUUUUGUAUCCUGUUGUAUCAUGUAUUCUGUAACAUGAUGUCUCAUAUCAUAUUGUAUGGUAUCGUAUUUUAAAGUAUUGUAUCAUAUAGUAUUGGAUCAUAUUGGAUCGUACCAAACCGUAUUGUGAAGUAUCAAUUGUAUCGCAUCGUAUUUUAAAGUUUUGUAUCAUAUUGUGUUGGAAUGGUACUAUGCCAUAUUGUAAAGUAUCAUAUUGUAUCGUAUCGUACCGAUCGUACUUCAUCAUAUUGAUUGUAUCGCAUCAUAUGGACAAAAUGACGUUGGUUAUUGUCGUAAAUUUCAGUAUCGGUAAAUUUUCGGUUUAUCGCCCAGACCAAGUCAAAUUCUCUUAGAUAUAUAUAUUUUGCUUUAAAUCGUAUCUUGUUGGGCUGGUCAUGAAUCAAAAUGCUUAAUAUUGUUCUGUUUUGUAUCCUGUUGUAUCAUGUAUUCUGUAACAUGAUGUCUCAUAUCAUAUUGUAUCGCAUCGUAUUUUAAAGUUUUGUAUCAUAUUGUAUUGGAAUGGUACCAUGCCAUAUUGUAAAGUAUCGUAUCGUACCGAUCGUACUUCAUCAUAUUGAUUGUACCGCAUCAUGUGGACAAAAUGGCGUUGGUUAUUGUCGUAAAUUUCAGUAUCAGUAAAUUUACGGUUUAUCGCCCAGCCCUACCUGUACGUACAGAUAGUUUGGCAGUUUUCUAGUUCAUUUUAGAUUUUCUUAAGACUGUUUGGGGGCCGACGCGAAUUUAGAAAUUACAAAAUAUUUGGAGGCGAAUUUUGUCGCGCCUGACUAUACACAUCAAGCCUGAUGCGAUUUUGCGACUUUCCGGGGGGAAAAAGACGCAUCCCAGGGAAGAGUUUUCCCGGGGAAAGUCCCGCCUCCUUCGCCUCUGAUUGGCUAGAAAAACUGGAAAUAUCAUCACGGCUCCUCUCCGCCAAACAGUCAGCACCUAUAGCCAAUCAGAGGCGAUAAGAUAAGCACAUGAAAAUAUGUAAUCUAUGUGUAAACGAUCAUAAACAAUCAGCCAGUCGGCCAUGUAAUCUCCACAGGUUGUCCUUCAGGUUGUUAUCUUUGUAAUAUUUGUGUACACAAUCAUAAACAAUCAGCCGGUCGGCCAUGUUGGAUAUACCGGUGAAUCUGACGUCGCAAUCUGAUUGGUCAGAAGUGGACACACAGUAUGCAAAACUUUAGAAAAUUUGACCAUAAUCCGAAAAAUAAAUGCCGCAAUAUCGCAGGAUGGGAAAACAUCGCUGAUGUGAACGACAAAAAAUGGUUCCAGUGUGAAAGGACCUUUAAACAUCAACUAAAGCCAGGCUCUAGUAAACUGGCGAAAAUACCCAUUUCAGCAGCACACCCUCUUUGCAGCGUUCCCUCUUUGCCUGUUGGUUUGACUUUAUUCAUGUCUAACAGUCUAUAGUUUGGACAUGCUCCUGUCUCUCUUUUCUGUCUGGUUUUGAACCACCUGGAGGUCUCUAAGGUAUCUAAGGACAACUUCCUGGUGGUAAACUCUGAAACAAUGACUCGUCUAAUUGCACCUUCAGUUUAUCCUUCUGGGAACACUCCACCGCCUUGUUUUGGGUCUUCCCUGAAAGCUCCAGCCUCUGAACUCGCCUCAUUUAUCUUCUCUCUGAAUCUCUCUCUCACGUUAGCUCGGCCGCCCCGGGGCGCUUCCGUCGGUAUGUGUGCACAGGUGACCGAGCUGAACUGGAAAAUCCUGACCUCUUCUCUCUCCUCUCAUUACCUCUCUCUCAUCCUCCCUUCUUUUUCCUCGUCCUCUUCCUCAUUCUGACGAGAACCAGAGACUUCACCCUCGGAGCCUUUUAGCGAGAGUUUAUGGAGACUUAAUUUUUCAACGCCACCGGCUGAGAUAAGGCAGCUUACACUCCCGUAAACAAAAGCCAAUCAGCUUUAAGAUAACCACAAAGAGUCUUUAUCCCCGAGUCAUCUUAACAGCUCCUUCUUACCUAAACAGAAAUGUCCCCGAUUGUUUUAACGCACAAGGAAGUUAAAGAGAAAGAAAGAAAUGACCGGAAUAUCAGAGGGCAGGUCCGCCCUGCUUUUGUAUGUCUUUAAACUUUAUUUAAACUGGACGCCAUCCAAGAGAGCAGGACUGACAAAGAGAGGUCAGAGUCCCACACGCCAAGGCAGGGAGUGGUUUUUCUGCAGCCCUACUUUUAGGCUUCCAUCACGAACUCGCUCGCUCACAAACGCGUGCAAACACACUCAGACCGACGCAUUGUCUCGCUCUUUCGCCCGCAGGUCAGUCAGUAACCAGUUAGUGCCGAUGACGCAUCUUUCUCUGCGUCAAAAGAGGUCAAUGCAUGAGCCGAUAAUGUCAUUAAUGCCUCGAAACAGAAGCAGACAAUCCCCCGGAUCUGGAUCUGUGAAUGCAAUUUAGAUUAUUUUUAAAAUCCACAUAGAGAACCGGAGGAGCCAGAAUUCACAGACCCCCUCAGACUAAAAUCCGUCAAUCCAAACAGGAGUAAGUGUUCAGGGUUAGGAAGGUUUCGAUUCGCAGUAAAUCAAUCAGCGCUUCUAUUUCCCGAAAGUGCAGGUAGAUUUAUUUUCACUUUUGUUUCUCAACACCUUUUUUUCCUGACAGCGACAAGUUCAGACUCCUCGCUCAACACCCGCAGAGACGGCGGUAACCUCUGCUGAGAUGUGCCGACUGAUACUCCUCCAGCACGGUUUCGACUGAAGGCUUUUGAAGUUCAGCGAUCGUCCGAACGAAAGAUUUCUGUCUGAUUGUGUCGAUUCAGAUCUGUAAAAUUAAGACUAUUCUCCUGAUUUUAAAAUUACUUUAAAAGCUGCAAUCAAAGCAGCACUUUGGAGUUUUUACUUUUUCCAUGACGUUUACCUGCACUGAGUCGUUUCAGUGUUUAGAGUCGAAAAGAGAAAGUGAGAAAAGAAACGACUUUAAAGCUCCUGUGAGGAACUUUUGGUUUGUGUCGGUUUUGGCGCCCCCUGUGGACGAAACUAGAGUGACCAUAUGUCCUCUUUUACCCGGCUGUCCGGCUUUGGGGGGAGUUUAUAAAAUCCUUCAAAUGUUUGCGGUUUUGUACGGAAGUUUUGAAUUCGUGUCACGUGGACUUGCUAAGUUAGAAGCGGGUAAAAAACACUCGUCCAACCCGAAAAACUCAAAAUUAACCACGCAUGACUCCGCCCCCACAUUUGGUCACCACUACAAAACAGUCUUUGCUCGUCUGUUUGCUCGUCACAUUCUGACUUCUAAAGGUCGUUACACAUCGGGAGCGUUUUUAUCAUGCGAUUAUUUCGGACGUCAAUAUUUUUUUUCGAACCCGUAUCCUGUCAAUACAAGCGUUCACAUCAGCGACGUUUCCCCAUAGUGCGAUAUUGCGGCAUUUAUUUUUUCGGAUCAUGGUCGAAUUUUUUAAAAUUUCCUAUAUUUCCCAUACAAUCAGAUUUCGUGUUGUUGCGACAUCUGAUUCACCGGUAUAUCCAACAUGGCCGACAGGCUGAUUGUUUACGUGUCGGAGUACAGAGUGAUUUUUGAUAAAAGACACAAAUAUUACAAAGAUAACAACCUGAAGGACGACUUGUGGAGAGUCAUAGCGUCAGAUUUCUCAUAUGACGAUGGUUUGUGUGCUUUAACAGUUUGAUAAACGUCUUUGUUUUAACUUUCAUCUGUGCUAAGUAACUUUAGCUCGUAAGCUAAUCUAAGCUUUCCCCCCUGAAAGUCACAAAAUCGCCACGCGCUUGAUGUGUAUAGUCAGGCGCGUCAAAAUUCGCCUCCGAAUAAUUCGUAAUUUCGCGUCGUAUAUUUGCGUCGUUCCUGGUGUGUAAGGACCUCAACAGUCAAACAUAUUAUUUUUCAGAAAGAUUAAAUGUGAAAAUGAAGCUUCCCUGCUCGCACUUGUUUCGGGCUUUAAAACUAGCGUAUAGAAAUCGCCGAUCUUGUCGCUUUUGGUCUAUUUUGCUCUAAGACAUAAUAAAAAAAAGCAUCAAUAUGAAUUUCUAUCUAUUUCAGUAACUCCCAAAACUCCUCACAGGAGCUUUAACACGUACAAAACAAAAGAGAAGAUGUUUGAUUCGUCUGCAGUUGGUGCCAAAAUCAACUACAAGUUUGCUUCACUUUCUAUUUAACUCACCGUGUGUUUGUUAAAGAAACACAAACUGACUGAUCUCUGCGUUUUAAAGCACCUGCUGCUGCUGUUAUCAUUUAAACACAUUCCUCUGUGACUGAUCGGCGUUUAAAGGCGUUCGGUACGCAGUUUCUUUAUAUUAUCCUACAUAUAAAACAUCUCUUUGGUUUCUCUCUUGAAGGAAACUCGUGUUGGCAUCUGGACGCGUGUGGUUGCAUGAACCCAUGUUUAAAACGUUGGUUUCUGCUCCCCGAAGCCUCUAAUGGUUGUGUUUUUGGCUCACGUUCGCUGGUCUGUACAUGCACAGGGGCAUGAGUGGGGGUGGGUCUGUCGUUUCACCGCAGACCAAAACUUGGCUCGCACCGCAGCAGUGAAGUAAACCCUCACCGGUCACGGUUGGAAAAGCCUCUGUUUUGUCCCCCCCUUGUAAAUACCUUUUGUGUAUGGAGGCCAAUCAAAACCGCCGUGUUCAGCGCCCGGCUUGAUUGCUCUUCAACAUGAUGGAUAACUGAGCGAGCUGCUGGUCAUUAAACGAACGGCGGAGAUGAAUCAGACAGCUUCGACAAAUAAAUCAACGUCUGAAACUCUGUGGCCGUCUGCCAGAAAACACUGGAGCCCUGCAGGUUUGAUAAAGAGGGAGAGACACACUCCGGCUGCCUCGGACACACAAACACGCCUCCGCCAUGAGCGCCACAACAAAUGCGCUUAAAAGCAAGAUCAUAAAAGCGCACAUGUGUUGUCAAAUAAAAACUUAUAUGGACUCAUUCUCACCCUCGCGCACAUACCGCACUUAACUACCGGAAGCUUGUACGUUCAUGCAAACACACGAGGUGAAAAGAGUUACAUGUUGUGAGUUUUUAAUGAUCGCUUUGGGCAAAAUUUCACAACACGGAGUUAGAAAGCGACUGUGCGAAGAUGAAGAGCUGGAGAGGCUCGCCAAGGGUCUUAUCUCUACGGUCAAAAAUAGACGCCUCUUAAGAGCAGCGGUCAUAAAUCACCUCCAAACAGAUGCACUGGUGUUAACAACGAUAUUCGACUUGAAUUUAAUCAGUUCAGCGUGUUUUUCAGACGUUAUAUUUGCAUCAACAUAACUGCGAACGUGUCUGCUGAUUCCUGUUGGAGUGGGCCCCAUUUCUGGCGUUUUGUCGACUCCUAUUUCUGGAGCUAUUUCAUGAUCACGUACUUGGACUGUUUACUGGUUUAAAGGAGACUCUCCUCAGAGACUGUUAAUACUGCCAAAAAGAAACUGGUGUAAUCCAGCCAGGUACAAGAUGUACAGACAUGUUUUUUAGGACAUAUUUGGGCAGGUUUAAAGGAAAAGGAUAACGUUCAGGUUUUUGGCGUGGUCUGUUCAUCACCAUCAUGGUCACAUGAUGGUUACAUGAUGUGAAUUUAAGGUGAAGCACUCCUCUGUCAGUUUUUGACAGUUUUGUUGCAGAAAACUGGCCUAUCCUCACUUUAACUGGUUUAAAGUGAAACAUGUAUGGAUAAGUAUAAUCAGGUAUCAUCUGCAUAAUGUCGAAGACGCAAAGUAAGUUCUAUUGAGUAUCAUCUGCAUAAUAUUGAAUAUUUAGAGACACACAUGACUUUGUAUCAUCUGCACAACACUGAACUCGUAAAGAAAGGUUAGUGGAGUAUCAGUUGUGUAAAUAUAAAUAUAAAUGUAUCGUAGAAUAUAACUGUAUUAUCGCUGCGUAGCCCUUACAUAUGCAAAAUUAUGGCAAAGUGGAAUCAGCAGAAAUCGGAAUACAUAUGAAAAGUAUAACUAGCUAUUAUUUAUCUUACUGUAUUCUUCAGGGGAUAAUGUGCACCGGAUUAUAUGGCGCACUGUGAAUUAACGUGGCUAUAUUCACACAUAAGGCGCACCAUUAAGCAUUGAUUGGUUUAUUGUUGCUAGCGCGUACUCCAGGCCACCUUACCUGAAUGCACCUUUGGUUUAGAAUAUCCAUUGAGCGGAGUGGCUUCGUUGCUUACAAAUCGUACUUUUGGACAGAUUUUUACCACAAAAAAUCGGUCAGUAAGCACAACAAGUAAUCAUAUAUAAAGUGCGCUGGAUUAUAAGGCGCACUGCCAAUUUUUGAGGAAGUCUAAGGAUUUCAAGUGCGCCUUAUAGUCUGAAAAAUACGGUAUGCAGAAACAGCAUUGAAAAUAUAACCGGGUGUCAUCUGCAUAAUGCCAAACGUUGAUUAAAAAAAAGAACUGCUAGAUUAUCUCUGAAAAAGUAUUGAAAGAUUAAUUAGGACUUAUCUGCAUUGAGCAAAAAUGUAUAGAUAUAUAAAAUAUGGCGUCAUCUGAAAUACUCCAAAAAUGCACAGGAAGGUACAUUCAGGUGUCAUCUACAUAAUACCGAAUGUAUAUAAAUAUUUUUAAGACAUUUUCCACAUCACUUUAAAGUCCUGGUUGACGAUCUGAGAAGCAGUUGAAAAAAACUAAACCGUUGAUUAGAUUGGUGGUCACAUUUCCUCUUUGUCGCCGCCCUUUCUUCUGUCGGCUUGCGUUUUCUUCGCACUUUUGGCGGUGGGGUAAGCAGAAGUGUUGUAGCUAAGCUGAUAGGCUACUUUUAGCCGCUCAGAUCUCCGAGAAGGGCCUGGAGAGUGGGAGGGGACGAGUCGUACUGUGUGUCGAAUGGUGAUUGGAUAGAGAGGCGGAGGAGGAGAUUGACCAAUAGGAGCUGUCCAGGGCCGAUGGCUCCCAUUGGUCAAUGUUUUUCCAGCCCUGCACCUGCUCGGGCGAAUGGAAUUUUUCCGUUCUUUCUUCUCUUCACUUUGUGGAGAUCGCACUCUAGGACCAUGAUCACCAUAGAAACGAGGUUCAUAAUAAUUAUCAAUUUAUCCAAUCAUCAACCAUGCCUUUAAUUAUGUAUGAAAAGCUAUUAUAGUGUCUUCUGUACUAACUCAAACAUGCAUCGAAACGUACAUUUGGGUAUCGUCUGCAUAAUGCCAAAUAGAUCUGAUCCAAGCUCUAAACCCUGUGGAACUCCAAGGCUAAAUGAAGGUUCCCCCGUCCAGCAGAGUGUCCUGUUUAUUACCAGACGUAGUAAAGUGUAAUAAGAACCCUAAAUGUUGAAGCACUUCCUUUUUCUUCACCCUUUAAGAUUAACAGCUUUGUAAAUCAGACGCUUCACCCCACUGACACUUAAUGCACAGGCUGUGACUUUCACAGCAGGAUGUAACUCAGCUUGAUGAAGCUGUCUCCACCGGGUUCCACUCCUGAUCUGGUGGAAAUCCCUGCUCCCGUGUUUGGGUAAAGUUAUUUAUGUUUAGUGCCUCUUCUAGCGAGGUCUCAGCUGUUAUUCCACCCCUGCUCCGUCUUGUCUACCUUGUCACAAAGCAGAGAAAGUACUCUGAAAUACAGCCACCUCUCUCUCUCUCUCUCUCUCUCUCUACGCUCUCUACACACACAUACACAUCGGACCUCUGGCCUGAUGGAUUUGAAUUACGUGGCCACCUUCUCCUCUUCCUAAUCCCUUCAAAUGAGAGUUGUGGUCUGCCAAGGAACUCCCAGACCAGCGCACACACACAUGCACGUAGAAAAUUGUAGCCCGGUUUCCAAGUGGCCCUCUGAGAUAUUCUUUUCAGGGUUUGGUGUCCAGUGAGGGCCAACCAAACACACACACACACACACACACACAUCCAGAAUCAGGCCACACACACAGAUACACAUGAGUUAAUACAUAUGGACACGCACGCACUCACACAUCUUCUCACACAGGGGAGGGAACAGUGAAGCAUUGUUCCCCGCUUCCUGAGAGAGCCGGCAUCAGGAUCACAGGAGCUCUGUCAGCCCGGACCCUUCCUCUCUCUGGAGCCCAGUCAUCCAACUCAGUAUGGAGACUUAUGAGCGUGUCUUCUGGAUUAGAACAGGAGAAUAUCGCAGGCCAAGACGAACUAUCCAAGUUUAAGGACAGUACGUUGCUGAAAGAUUUGUGAAAGUUUCCAAAUCCAAAAAUAACAUCCUGACAGCUUGAGAAAUCUUCUCCUACUGUCUGCUCUGUUGCUGUUUUGGCUUCGACAGCCUCACAGUUUUUCUCACUAAACCAACAGUGAAGAAUUUUACAGUAACUUACCCUCAAAUCCCAAACCCCUCUCUAUGAUACCAAGAAUGGGUGAAUGAUGGCGAAUCAAAGGUCUCAAAUAAGUGAAAUAUGACAGGAUUGGUAAAAGUUACAGAACUGUAAAGAAGCUUUAAUACAGUCAAGGUCCAAUUGCGUCCUAAAUCAAGGUCAAUAUUCAAUCCCGUUUGUUGUUUUAUUAGCAUAGUCCAUCCUUACUUAAAGGGAUAUUCCGUAAAAUUAAUUUAGGGUUAAACACACCGAAACACCAAGUUAGAAACCCAGUCGAGAGAUGAAUGUUGCCGACCCUUUGCUUCUCUAGUUAUACCAACUUUAGUAAUGACCGCACGAUAGCAAUACACAGAGAGACACGCCCUCAACCAAAAUGCCACUCUAUAGCCACAAAUAAUGUUCAGAAAAGCACCUAACUUCAUCAACAGGACAUGUUGGGUCCUAGCCACCAAACAUCUUUUUAACUUUGCCUAAUUUCUUUAGCAAAGAGACUAAACUGAACUUACCCACUCUCUUCCAGCAGCCAUUUGUUGUUUGUUUUAUGGACUUUCCAUGAAAAAAAUGAUCAUAAAUGUUCUUCCUUGAGCUGUGUCACCCCGCUGUAGUCUGUAAUGGACUGGCUUGAGGUCUCGCUUCAAACAAGCGGCUGCUGGAAGAGAGUAGGUGGCUAGUACUAUGGCUAGGACCCUUUAUGUCCUGUUGAUGAAGUUAGGUGCUGUUCUGAGCAUUAUUUGUGGCGUUUUGGUUGAGGUUUGUUUAUGGCUCCUCAGACCGCUGUGUAUUGCUAUCGUGCGGUCGUUACUAAAGUUGGUAUAACUAAAGGAGCAAGCAGUUGGCAACAUUCAUCUCUCUACAGGGUGUCUAAACUUCAGAAGUGUAUAUCUCGCUGUUCGGUAGAUUGUCUAACUAGUUUUUCCUUGAAUUAUCAAUUCAGACUUUCUUUUCCAGCCUGAAUGAAAUGGUUUUGCCUUUUUUCUCGCCAAUGAUUUGCCUGGAGUGAGUUUGGCGGCGCACCACCUGAUCAGUUUGAUUAGGGCUUUCCAAUUGCCUUUAAUUACGCCAUCAAUCUUGGGUACUUUGUGUUCACAGUUGCUGCUCUGUUCUCUGAUUUUGGAAUCAGAGGAUAAAAGAUUUUGUUCAAUUUGGGACCAUCAGUUAAUUUUAUGCGAUCAAUGAAGGCCAGUUCCUUUCUGCAACAGAUUCCAACCUUAACAGCUGGAACGUAGAAAACAUUAACAGAUAACGAUGAUAAAAUAUAGAACAUUAUCUGUUGUUUGGGCUUUUGAUGGGACGGUGUGAAAGAAAUCCAAAAGGAGGGGAAAGAAAGCACAAAGUUUCCAGCCUCUAUACUCAGGGACCCCCCAAAUGUAACCACGCUCAACUUGCACUCCUGAACUUGUGAAAAAAAGUGAGAAGUUGAGCAUUUAGCUGUUGAGCCAAUAUGGCCGCCCAUCUGCUCUUGCUAUUACAUCAUCCGUGAGGCUUUCCAACUCUGUCAGGGAGCACAGGCCUUUGGGAAAUAUGAUGUGGAAACCGAGUUUAACCCUUUGUGAAGCUUCGUAGCGGAGGGGGUCGGGGAGGAUGUAUAUUUACGGACACUUCAAACCAUCGCUCCUCGACUUCUGAAUCAGAGCGGCGAUUAACCGAGUUUAUUGACACUGCGGUGAGUAACAUCGGGUCUUUCAUGUCGCUGGAUGUUUUGAGCAUGUGUGAGCCUAAUGGACUCGAAGCUCGAGGGCCAAGGAGAGGACAUCAGUUAAACACAGUUGGAAAAUACAACACUUAGGGGACCCGUCGUUGGGAUCCAAGUGUAAGACUUUGCCAAAAAAGGAGAUAUGCCAGCGCAACUAGAAAGCAGAUAAUAGGCUAGUAGUGGAAUAACGGUCCCUCUUCGGACGUUUGUUUGGGAAUUAAAGAUGAUUAUUCAAGUCUUUGUCUUGAGUCGUUCCCAUUAUAAAAACAAACUAGACAAGAAGUUCGGAGCAGUCGGGAUCCGCGCGCCGUCAGCUCAUUGAUUUGUUAGUGUUGAAUCACCGAGAGGUUCCUCAGCGUAGAGAUGAAAUGCGAGCUAAUGGGGCCAGCUUUGCAAUUUUAGGAUUUGGCUAAGUGGAGUCAAGGCUCGGGGAAGAGAAACUGCUGUCCAAGGAGCACUCAGGAGGGGAGCGAGGGGGGAUGGGUCGUUUUUUUUCCCCCCCUCCAUGUUUAAAACCUGUGGAGUGAUUCCCAGUCAUGAGUCCCUCGGUCUCUUGAGUCCCGCAUGUCCAAACUGGCCCUCCCAAACGCUCACAUUUUCCCCUCGGUCUUUCCAAACGCUUUUACUGCUAGAAAAACACGAGUAAGGGAAGUAACGCGUAAAAUCAUUGAAACCUUGAUCCGAUUUCAGAUCCUUGGCUUCAAAAGUAGUGGAGGGUAUCGCAUGGAUGCAAAGCGACGACGUUUUAAUGCAGCAGGAAUAACAGUCGGAAGAGUCAGACGAUAUAAAAGUCAGGAUCAGUUACAGGGAUGGAAAUUGAAGAGUCGGUUUGGUUUUCUAAUGGCACUGAUUUACAAAUUGAAACCGACACCAAAGUGUUCAAUGUGGAGAAAACACGAUAAAAACUCGAUCAAAAACAGAAACAAACACUCGGAAAGUUUUGAACUUUGCAUAUUUUAGAAGAACACUAAUAAACGCUGACACGAAAUCUGUUUCUUGAAAAGCUAAAUUCUCUUGAUAAAAUGUUCAACAUGAUGAAACUGACAAUUUGAAAGUGAUUAAAGAGUUAGACCGAACUCUUUUACAUCUCUAAAAGGUCUGGAAAUGGAAAUUUGCAUCGCUUUGGUUGCGUUUGUAAACAUCUGUGGGAUAGAUUGGUUUGAAAUGUGGCGCACAUGUCCGUGAUGUUGACAGGAUAAAUAAUAGUAAUGAGAUUGACAUCUAAUACAAGCAUAUUGAAUAAAACUGUGGUUUUCUCCUCAACUUUUCUGUCAGUGUUGAAUAUUAUAUUAACAGAAAGCCAAAACAAAAUUCCCUUUUUAUUUUUUUUUAGACCUAAUUUAACCGUUUAGAUUUUGUGUAUUUUUAGAUGGAAUUUAGACGUUGCACUUUAACCCAUUAUCCGAUCAACUGUGAGUUGCAUAACGGAUCUCCAAGUACUUAACCAAAGUAAUUACGAUAGCUGUUGAGCAAUAUACAGUGUAGUAUACAUAUAGCCCAGAUUUAGACUUGGUCUAAAUUUAGACGUCUAAAAAACUAAUUUUUAGACCUGUGGUAGCCUGAUUUUAGACCAGUCGCCUAGGUUAGUGGUUCUCAACUGGUGGGUCCCGACCCAAAAGUAGGUCGCGGACACGUUCUGGAUAGGUCGCGAACAGGUGGUCAAAAAAAUGAAAAUUUAAUGCGCUUCUGAUGUUUGAGAUGUCUUUUAUUUUGAAAAAUAGCUUAUUUUGAAAGGCACGCGUUAUUUCGUGGUAUGGUUUCAUAUUAAUGUGGCCUGAAUGCAGUAAAAAUAUGGUUUUUGUUUUGGUCUUUAUUUUGUCCAAUUUGAUAUUUGACAUUUUCUGUAUACGCAACUUCAUGUGCUCUGAAAUGCGCUUUACUCAGUAAGAUCGGUGUAUUUAUGUUUAAGAUUUGAGUCUUUAAAGUUUUUUUGUUUUUAUAAAAAUAGAUUAGCUUGGUUUGAAUUUUAUAAAAGUAGGUGACGGCUUAAGGACCAAUGGGAAAAUGUGGGUCCAAGAGUGAGACCAGUUGAGAACCACAGGUCUAGACUACAUUAAGACGUUUAUUAGACCUCUUUUAGACCAAAAAUUGCCCAAUAGGACACUCUAGACCAGUUAGCUUAGCAGUCCUUACAUGUGUCAACAACAUUAUCACUCAAAAUCUGUCCUGCGUAUUUGAACAUUUUCUAGGUUUCCACAACAGUAGCGGUGUUGCAGCCCAUGUGCAUGUUUACAUUCUACGGCCAUGUAGCGCCAAAAUACAGACACUGCCGAAAUUGCAGUCAGAUUCUCUAUCUGUUAAAUAAAAAUAAGAGGCCACGUUAAAAGACUUUUUAAAGCCAUCUGAAUACAUUCAAACUAUUAAGUUGCGGAAAGUCUUUGCUAGCUUAAACAUAACCAACUAAAAGUAUACAGUUCGCAGGUUUGUUAGCUUGUUGUCUACUUAAGGUUUUGAUAUAGUUACGUAAGUUUGGUCAAGUUUUAAAGUUACCUAACCUAAGUUUGAGUCUGUUAUAUAACUUAUGAACAUGAUGAUCACUUUGUUGAUGCCAGCCUGACCACAGAUUAUUCCAUUACAUAACCACAAUCGCACUUCUGGUAAGUGAAACUUAAUAACACCGGAUUAUGUAACUUUGAUAAUGUUGUCGGGUGAGUCGAGGUAUUCACAAUCUGUCAAUCAUGUCAGCUAUUUACUGCAGUGUGUUGAUGUUCCCACGCCUGACCGGUACAUUUAUCGUAACUGAAACUAUUGUUAUUGUGAGGUGAUGAUUAACAGCGAUUUAAAGUUCGGAGACUUUGACGAGAAAGGCCUCUUCCUGGCAACAAAUCCAAAGAAACUGGACAAUUUGAGAAAUAUAGUCACCCCCUACUUACCCUUCUUACUAUAAAGUUUUUAUGCAGCUUAAAAACUAUAUAAAUCAAGAUACUGCUUAGAGUACUCUGUGUACUUUUGUGUAGUCUUGUUAUACACCAACAGAGCGUUAAGUCUUUCUCUGAUGUUUGUUAUCUCCUCCUUACUCACAUGAACAGAAACCUCCCAAAACUUAAUGGACACACUAAACACACUGACCUCCUCACACACACACACACACACAUGCACAGACACACACAUAGAUUCCCUGUGAAGUCUAACCUCGUAUAAAGUCCUCCUCAAUAACUAUGAAUCUGUCGACCAGAACCACAAAAAAAAGCAGGGAGUGUGUUUUGUCAGAGGCAGAGAUAAAAAUCCACUUUCACUCCAUCUGUUGUGUCAAGCGGGCUCCCAUCCACUCAUGCAUGUGUGAGCCUCCCCCCCCUACACUUCACGCCGCGGUAGCUGUCAUCACACGCCGGCUCGCACAAUAGACGGCGUGUCUGGACCCGGACUCCGCAGUCAGCAGGAUUUUUACGGGAUGUGCUCUGAUUGUACGCAGAUGAUGUGACGACCUGUUGCACUUCCUUUUCUCUCAUCGCAUCAAUGGGAUACGUGAAGGUUUAUGGAGGUCCUGCACAGUCCUGCACAGUGGGGGGUGAUAAAAUAGCCUGAAAUUAAUAUGCAUGUCUCCAUAAAAGCUAAAGGCUAGUGGUGCUAGCUCCGCUAAUCUGUCUUGCCUUUGGUUCUACUCGUAUCGGGUUAUCCGCUGCUUUCCAGGUUGAUCUUGUUUGUAGUCCCUCCAGAACCUGGUCUGGGUUUGAUACUCGAGGAGAAGUUUUCCCGUUUGUAUCUUUACUUGAAAGCAGAACUCUUGCUUUCGCCGGUUUCCCUCAGUUUUGUUUUGUUGUAUUCGUUCUGUCACAGGAAUUCGGCUGGAUUAAUGUCAUGUGUGUGUGGUCGGACUCUUAAUAACUUGUUGUCCUAAUGUUUAAACUAAGAAACUUUUUCCAGAGAGCAUCUUCUUCUUUUUUACUCGGUUUACGCUGAUUAAUCGAAAACACGUUCGGACAAAGAAAGAGACGGAUGAGUGUUUUUAUUAAAUAUUUUGCUCGCCCGGUCUUUGACAGAGUCCGGAGAAACUUCAAGUCUCUCAAACCAAUUUUUAUACCCAGUUAUUAGCUUGGAGGUGUUUUCAUUUUAACAUUAAACAACUUUUUCCAUGUUUUUAAAUCUUAAACCAAACGUUUCUGAAUGGUACGACAGAGUAUUAGAGCCUCAUUAAGAGGAAAAAAUUGAAUACUCUGAGAUUAAGGUCAUUAAUUCAUGAGAUAAGUCAUUACUAAUGAGAAUGAAGUUGUAAUAAAGUCUUUACUGACGUGAAUAAAGUCGUAAUAAAAUCAUUACUUAUUUACAAGAAUGAAGUCAUAAUAAAAUUAUUACUAUUUUACGAGAAUAAAGUUGUAAUAAAAUAAUUACUUAAAAGAAUAAAGUAGUAAUAAAUUCAUUAUGAUACUGAUGACAAUGUGGUUUACUUUGUUACGAAUUGAUUCUAGUAAUUACUUUAUUACAACUUUAUUCUCGUCAAUGAGCAACAAAUUUAUUCUGACUUUUCUUAUGCAAUAACUUAAUCAUAACUUUAUUCCCAUAAGUUAAGAUUUUAUUACGACUUUAUAUCGGAAGAAAUCACUUUAUCGCGACUUUAUUCUCAUAAGUAACAAAAUUAUUCCGACUUUAUUCUCGUAAGUAAAGAUUUUAUGACGACUUUAUAUCGGAAGAAAUCACUUUAUCGCGACUUUAUUCUCGUAAAUAAGUAAUGAAAUUAUUUCAACUUUAUUCUUGUACGUAAAGAUUUUAUUACGACUUCAUUCUCCGAAGAAAUUACUUUAUCAUGACUUUAUUCUCUUAAAUAAGUAACGAAUUUAUUCCAAUUUAAGUCUCCUAAGUAAUAACUUAAUCACAACUCUAUUCCCGUAAGUUAAGAUUUUAUUACGACUUUAUUCACAGAAGUAUUGAUUUUAUUCUGACUUUUUUUUCUUGAGUAAUUACUUUACAUCAACAUUAUUCUCGUGAGUAAAGAUUUUAUUACGACUUUAUUCACAGAAGUAAUCCCUUUAUUUUGACUUUAUCCACAUAAAUAAAUAAAUAAAUAAAUAAAUAAAGAUUUUAUUCUGACUUUAUUCUCGGAAGUAAUGACUUUUUUUUUGUAAAUAAUGACUUUAAUCUUUAAGACUUCAUUUUUUUUUCCUUAAUGUGGCUCUAACACUCUAUAAUAUAAAGGGGACGCUGAUUAUAAUUAAAAUUGAGGUUAUAUUUACCAUAAAACUGUUGGAUUAAUAUGUCGCCUUUGCAACAUUUUCAAUUAGUUUUGGGAUUUAAAUGAUUGAAAAACCACAAAAACCCUUUUUUAACAGGGUCUUGUAGACGUAGGGUUGUAUUUGCUGUUUAUUCUUGCAUGCUGUUGUUGAAUCGUUGUGUGCGAAUGCAUGACUCAGACUUUAAUUACAAUAUUAAUCUUUACGACGAUAUAAAAUGGUUUUAUAAUAAAACUGCGUUUUCCAAUAACGAUCACAGGUGCAGAUUUUUGUGGAAAAUUAAAAAGUUGGAUAUUAAAAAAGUCCGUUUUAAGUUUUAUUUUGGUGCUAAAGUAUAUUUGAUGCGGUUGCUGCACAUGUUGCAUCAUUUCUGGAUGGAGUACAGCUCUCAUAAGGAAGCGUCCUUCCUGCAAACUAAGUAUUUAACUGGAAUGAGCGCUAACCGGAUUUAUGGCAUGUGUGUGUAAUUGCUCUCAUUAUUAUUCGCAGCUGAAUAGAAAAGAAGCCACACUCACACACACACACACACACACACACACACACACACACACACACACACACACACACACACACACACACUGAGUCUGCUGAGAUGCGGCCCCCAAAGAAACUCAGCUUUUCCCGUAAGCGCCCCGUCGUCUACAUUCAGACACAGUUCCUGCUAUCUUUGGAAAAGAGGAAAUCUGCUUAUGCAUCAACAUGACGGAGAGAGAGAGAGAGAGAGAGAGAGAGAGAGGGAGGAAGAGGACAGGUUUCAUUAGAAAGAAGAGGUCGAGCGGAAAGAAAUUAAUAAAAAGAAAAGAAGAGAGGUGAAGGAGUGCAGCUCUGUAAUCUCCCCCUCCUCAUCUCUGCUUGUUAUAGAGUCAUUAGGAGGGCUUUCAGACCGUGACGCUUACAACCUCCCUGAAGGGCACACACACACACACACAUAAACACACACACAGACGCACACAAGUUUCCUCCACAUCCCAGUUCCCAAAGACGUCUCAGUCGACCCCUGCUGCCCGAAAUGAGACCAAAACAUCUCGUAUUUAGGGUGGAAGCGGCUGCCAAACAGGAGGCGUAACAAAACAGACAAAGAAGGAACAAUUUCCCCUCCGUCUCUGAGGGAUCGCUGAUUUAAUUGUCUCGUUAGAUGUCUGGUUAUUUGUAUGUAUACGUGAGCGUGUGUGUGCUCAGACUUCUGAAACUGAAGGAUGAAAAAGUUGAGAGUAAAGAUCCACCUGCAGGAGGCGGAGAGAGUGAUGGUUGAAGAGAGUGAAUUUGUCUUUGUCGCUGGUCUUUUUUGGGUUGGUUCGGCUGACAUCUCCUCCACCUAAUCCUGUCUCAUUGUGUCUUUGCGGUACAGGUGCGUAGUCAGGGUGUCACGGAGGAGCUGAAGUGUCUGAGUUUACUCAACGCUCUGGACAAAGACCAGGACAUCCCCGACCAGCUGGCCCAGCUCUUCGGAGAGCCCUGCAUCAAACUGGCUGAAGGCAUCAAAGCGUACAUCUCCAAGGUAAGAGCGAAACCUGAAGAGAGUCCGCGCUAUCAGGUUUGAGAGGCAGGGGCCUUAGGCUUGGUGUGCUUCCUCAGUCUGAUUGGUCGAUCAGAUUGAAUGCAACUGUUGAACAGUACAAGCUGAGAUGGUUUGAGCAUCCAACUCAAUAAUCCAUUGGAAAGCCAACAAGGAGGCAAGUUUUAGCACUUUAUAUGCUGGAAGUUCAUCCAGAGAGAACUUCUCCAAGUUUCCUACAAUGGAAGGAAAUCCAGAUGGCACUUCUUUUUACCCUAGAGCCACCUACAGGACAUCUUGAGACUUCUUUUUCUAAAUCAAAGUUGUUUUUGGAUGUGUGUAGGUAGGCUAUGGAAAGACAGGUGAGGAGAUGGAGGACGGUUCAAAAGUUGUAGCGGCUGAAGUAGACAAAGUUAAUGUAGGAGGGGGUGAGCAGCUUGUGGAGUAGUUAUCGUCCAUUUAUCGUUAUCGAGGUGAACUGAUCAAUAUAUCGUGAUAUUGAUUUGAGGCCAUAUCGCCCAGCCCUAUAACCAGGUUUGAAUGUUUAAAAAAGAAACCCAAUACUCCAUACCCAAUCAACUCAAUUCUUAAACUCUUACAUCAACGAAUCGUUGACCAGAAGAAGUCCCUAAGUCAUCUGUCGCACCCUGAUUCAUGGAUUGGCCCCAGAAGUGAGGCCAACUUCGACUCGAUCUGCUUUGUCAAUAUGAUAUAUAUGACAUGAUAUUGAUUUGAGGCCAUAUCGCCCAAACCUAUCUGAUCGUCAAUCAAUCGAAAUGUAAAAAAAUUCUACCUACAGGUCGUCCUGAAUGUGUAUUUUUAGGUUUUCUUACAUUGGAAGGAAAUCUAGAGGGUCCUUUUUACAUUUGAGGGCACUUUGUCGCGUUUUUAUUCUUCUUGAUUGUGAAAGAAAGUUCCUCAGGCGAGUCUCACAUGGUCACGUAUGGAGAACUCUUAUCUAACACGGUCCCAGAGUCCAUCAAAUAAGUCGUCUGUAGAUAUAAUGAUCUACUUUUUACUUUGACGUGAUGUAGUUUUCAACCUCUUCACACUCUGCUGACCCCCGGGGUUCAGAACAGAUGGGUUACAGUAAGCUGAGAAACAUCUGUGGGGACUGAUGCGGAAACUCUGGGUGGGUCUAAUUGGGCGUAUUUGUCAUCGACCUUCAGCUACGAGGGGGUAUUGUUCAUCUCGUAAAAGCAUGUGUGUUUGAUUGAAUCAUCUCAGAUGACCAGGAUGAGCUUGUCUUCCUAAGUGAUAACAUCUUUGGCAAAUCAUCCAAUUAAAGGUUAAAAAUCUGUGAAUUUUAGGGACUUUUUGGAGCUUUUACGGUUUAUUAAAACUAAAUUUAAGAAUAGUUUGUUCUUUUGUCGGGGUCUGGAUGUUCCCAUGUGAAUUUUAAAGGUAAUUCAAUCUCCUCGGUGACUUUGGCUGAAACACAAACUUUUGCAUGACUCUGAAACAAGAACAGAACGUCCAAUAGGACGAAAUUAGACUUAUUAAAGAGCAGAUCUGAUUCAGAAACUGAAUUUUGAUGGAUGUAAUUCUUCGUUUGUUCUCUUCAGACGAGUUUUAGCAGGUCACAGUCUGAGUAGUUGGUGACAGCGAUGGUUUAAUCUGUAAGCAUCGUUGUUGACAGCGUCAGUCGUCGGGUAUUACCACCGUUGAGCCUGUUUUUGCUACAAGUCGACUUUUAUUGGCUCUUACUUGUACCUACACGAGUCAAGAGCCGUGUGCCCCGGGCUGUUUAAGAGCACACACGCUGAUCUCCAAGUAAAAAUCUGUCCGUCUGGUCAUCUGUUCGGAUUCAGUCUUAUUGGAUUUUUCAGUAAAACGACAUCUGAGGUUGAAGUUGUGAAGUUAAGUCCAGGCGUUUGGAUUUAAUGAGGUCUUUGUAAGUGAUUUGGUGCGAAGUGUUUCUUCUCGGGGGAAAUUAAGACGAAUGUCUUCACGCAGCGCUUAAUCCGUGACGAAUGAGAGGUUUAAAAAUACGCUGAAUCAAACUCACACAUGACAGAGGGUUAGGGUCUAAAAAAGUCAUUAUGCUCUUUCAGCUCCUGGUAGAAGCUUUUACGGUCGAAAAACGAGCAAAAUAGACUCCACAAGGGGGCGCCAAAUUUGAAACAAACUAGAAGUUCCUCGUGAAGCUUUAAAGAUUCAAGUUUGACAUCAGAAUUUGGACCCGGAGAGCAAAGACAUCUGCCAAAGCAAAUGUCCAAGUGGAAUCAGACCCAAAGUUUAACGGGUUCUUCCGCCGAUCCACCAAGUUUUAUGAAAAACAGCCGAGUCGUAUUUUAGUUGUACAAAGAGACACCGGAGAAACGAAGGGUCCGACCUCUUGGUUUCUGCCGCUCAGAUUCAAACAGUGAAGCGAAUGUCAGAGUUAGUUUUAAGCACCUUAACGGCCUCCAUUAGGGUUGUUUUCAGAGCACCAGUCCUUUCCACUUUAAGGCUAAUUUAGCUUAAUUGUUGUGCAGCAGCUACAUGUGAUUAAAGUGGCCAUUAUUCCCAAGAUCGGGAGUCGUAAUCCCCGGGCUCCUUGUGUCCACAUGUCAAAGUGUCAUUGAGAAAGACACUGAUCCUUUAAAUUGCUCCUGAUUGUGCGCACAUUGGGGAAAAUUGUGAGCCAAUUUGUAGGAACGUGUGAACUGAGAGUAAUGUCUUUGUGUUGAAACACUUCGGCCCCGGGGCGCGCUCACCUUCCCAUCUGCUGCUGCUGAGUUCAGCGUUUAAACACCUGGAAUCACUCGGCUUUGAUAAGUGGGAUCUGACAUGAGAUGUUUUCACCGAGCAGAGAUUUUUCACAGGCCCAACAUGAUGGAUCUGAACCCUGAUAGAUCCUGGAAAUAUGAACCAAGAUCUGACUGUACUUGCAGUUGUAAAACAAAAAUAGACAAUUUUUCCUGAGAUAUUACAGACCUGACCUGAAACAGACAAGAGAGUGAGUAUGUCUAACCAAAAUCAGACAAGUCUUGGAGCUAGAAUUUAAACUAAAUUAUCCAGAACCCUGAUGGAGACUUUGAGUGACCAAACUUUCCACUUUGAUGCAAAAAAAUUUCUGCAGUGGUCUUAAAAAUAAACACUCUUUGUUCAAACCUGGUAACAGUAAAGACAGUUUCAUGGCAAAAAUAUUUGUUAGGCUUAGGGGACUGUGAGCUGAGCUGCUGCUACCCUAAACUCAGUUUGUUUCAAGCAUUGCUCCUAAGGUUUGAAUCCAUUUUUUCAAAAACUGGAAAGAAAAGAAGCAUUGAAAUACAAAAAAACCCAAAUAAACAACAAAAAAACAGGUUUUCCAGGGCUGUGAGCUGAGCUACUGCUACCUCAAACUCAUUUUUAGGCAUUUUUAAAAGUUAGAGAUCCGUAACUUUUUAUAUCUCAUGAGGUUUUUAGUUAUAAAAAUAUUUUAAAAAGGCAAAAACAUCAACAUGAUGAUAACAGAUGCGACUCAAGGGGCUGUGAGCUGAGCUACCAAUACUAUAUAGAUUUUUUUAAGCUUCUUUUUAAGUUAGAGAUUUUUCAUUUUUUUAAAUCCAUGUGAUAUUUAGUUUGAGCAGAGUUUAACUUUAAAGAGGAAAAUGAAAGGCAUUACAGUUCAGGUUCAGUGUUGUUGGGGGCUGUCAGCUGAGCUACUGAUACCCUAAACUCUGUUUCUUAGCUCCUUUUUGAAGUUUGAGAUCCCUUGCUUUUUGAAGUUUAAGAGAUAAAAAAGCACUCAAUUCAAAAACCACAGAGCGUUCAAAAACGCUCUAUGACGUGUUUUCAGGGGCUGUGAGCUGAGCUACAACUACUGUACACUCAGUUGUUUUUUUAAGCUUCUUUCUAAGGUUAGAGUUUUUUUUGUUUUUUUAAAUGUAUGCAAUUUUCAGUUGGAGCAGAGUUUUACUUUAAAGACAAAAAUAAAAAUCACUUACAGUUAAGGUUCAGUGUUUUCAGGGGCUGUGAGCUGAGCUACCGAUACCCUAAACUCUGCUUUUUGGCUUCUUUUUGAGGUUUGAGAUCCCUUGCUUUUUGAAGUUUUAGAGAAAAAAAGCACUUACUGUUUAGGUUCAGUGUUUUCAGGGGCUGUGAGCUGAGCUGCUGCAAUUGUAAACUCAAGUUUGUUUCAAGCUUUUGAUCAGGGUCAGAGAUACUUGCCUUUUUAAAGACUUUUAUGUGGAACAAACCAUAAAAACUAUAAAGAAAUAAUAUGACAUAAGCAUACCGAUGCUCUUUGACGUUCCCUCAGGGAGUCUGAGCUGAGCUGUUAUUACUUAAAGCUUGUUUUCCUGUUAUAAAUAUAGAUCUCUAACGAUUGAGGGCAAUUAUAUUUUAAAUGCUGUGGGUUAAUUGGAAAGAGAUGGCGCCAGAAUCGAAUAACACGAAAAAUUAUUAAGCUGGAAAUGAUUGUAGGUCCAGCUGCCACGCGUCACAUUUGGAACAUGUUGAAAACGUUUGGUGUGACAUCCAACUGCAAGUAGGACCAAAAAGCAAAUCCAGAAAUCAUUUAUAUUUAGAAACAACCACGACAUGAAGAUAUCUGCCAUCCUGCGCAUUAAUAAUCACAAAGCCGUUUAUGAAUAGUCCCUGUAUGUAUGGGCCUCCUCCAGGCUCCAAACUUUGGUCUAAACUUGGAAGUCACAUGGGUUCAGACAGGCUCACUGAUAUAAUUAAAGCCACACACUCCUGCAGUCAGAGAACAGACUGUGACUGACACACAAUAAUGUCAGACUCCCCCUCAGUGCGGAGGUUGAAUCAGCAUGAAAAUACCAAUGACCCCGGGCAGCUGCGGUUUAAGAGUUCCCCGUCACUCACUCUAACACACACAAACACAAACACUCAUUCAUAAACCCUGUGAGUCACUCCCACAAUAUGAGUCGUCUUUUUGGAGACGCUGCCAGGACGACUUUUCCCACUUAGUCUGAACGUCUGGGCGCUUACAGGGGUAUAUCCUCAUCCUCCUCAUUUCCUAUCGUCUGUCUGUGUUCAAAGCGGCGCUUUCUCGAGGCCAAUUUCUUGCCUUCUUCGUCUUUCUUCUGCUCUACUUGCUCGAUACAAUCAGGGAUCUGCUCUUUAAACCCAAGUGGACGGGAACGGGAAUGUCUAGUUUUCCCUCCAGUGUAAACAGGUUAUCUGGAAGUCCGUGAAAUUGCUGGUGACGCAUAUUUUUAAACUGAAAAAGAGGAGAGAAGUCGAAACUAACCUAGUUUUACAACUUUGCUCUGGUUUACUUUAACAAAGACGCCUCAGAUUUGGUUAUUUCUUGUUGUUCUUCGGUUUGCGUCACUCUUUGAAAACUUUCCAAAAAGUUAUAGUGGAGAUAAAACGCCUAAAAUAGCGGUUAAAAAAAGGAGCUGGCGGAUCAAGCAGACACUGUCUAUUGUCUCAUAAAAUACUUCUCUGGGAUCGACUCGUGAUCCAGAUUUUAGUAGCGGGUUUUAUGAAGAUGGAUCAUGAGGCUGAAAGGCAAUUACACACCAAUACACACCAAUGAAUCACACCAAUGUUAUGAAGUUCAGCUGUGCAUAAUCUGUUUAGCAAUCAAAGCUCUAAUUACCGAGCCAUGAGGACAUGACCCCAGUGCUGUUUUUACCGGAGGCAUUAUCACCACGUUUACUGCCAAAAGUGCUCAGAAACCAUCGGAGAGCUAGCUGGGAGUGGAUGUGUUAUGCCAAAUUGGGAUAAUGGUGGUUAUUGUCGGAGUUCAGGGGAUUACAGAGCCUUAAAUCAGUGCCAUGCCUUUUCCAACGCACAGGACAGAAUUCAUGGUCGACAUGAUGAAGCUGGAAGGAUGAGGCUUGGCUUGACCACUCCCUCUAAGAUGAGUGUCUGAAACUGGGAAUCAUAACAGUCCUAAUAACUUUUGGGCCAGGUAGAUCAAGAAACCCUUGGUAUGCCAGAUGGUGUUUGACCGUUUACAAGAAGUCCUUGAUCGGUUUGUUGACAUUCGUGGUUGUCAUCUCACCAUCCCAUGAAAUUCGGUAACCUGACCAAAGCACUGUGAUUCUUAUGACCGGUCUGAUUUGUCCUGAUCUGCUUUCUUGCUGUGAGAUUCAAGAGAAGAUGGGAACCAGUCUGCGUCUUCCAUUGAAGCCAGUUAGCCUAGUUUAGCUCAAACGCCAGGGGCAAAGGGGAACCAUUCGCCUGGCCCCAUCUGGUAGGACAAGAAAGUUGUCCAAGCAGGAGCGCUAGAACCAAAAAUACGACAAAAAUAUUAGGUUUGAUCUUGUGAAAGAGUGUCAGACAAGUCGUUUCUACCAUAGCCGGAGCCAUACUUGACACCCUUCCAUUGAGAUCGCAAAAAGUUGAUCCUAAAUUCCCAAUCACACAACUUUGAAGUAGGGAUGUUCUGGUCUGAUAUCACCAAGAAAAGAAAUAUCAGAUUAUCUCGGCCUGCAUCUAAAAUCUCUGAUAUAAGCACUUUGAUACAAGCAGUCCAUUCCAGACUCCACUCCAGCACCUCUAGCUAGCAGGAGUGAUGUCAGCUGUGUGGCAGUAUUUUUCGUUAAAAUCCGAAAAAAGACGUAGCUAAAUGCAAAACUUGUCAUGCACAAGUUGGUGCCAAUACCGGAUGAAUAUCGGUAUCAGCCAAUAAUGAAGGCUACAAUAUCAGGUAAGUAUUGGAUGUACUUUUAAGACAACACAACCUCUCUAAACCAACUGAUUUUAAAGGUGUUGAAAUCGGAGAAUCAAGUUCUGGCAUGUCGGAGUGUAGCUUCUAUGGACUUUCUGUGUAAGAGGCACGUCCCAGUUGUAAAUGUGUUGCGAAGGGCUCGCAGGAUGAUGGAGAUACUUUCCCCGGGGGCAAAUAAAGGUCAAGUCCCAGUGACGGCACUGGUUGCAGCCGGUUGGUUCAGCUUGUUGGUGUCUUAAAGGCAUCCCAGCUGUUGAAGCGAACAGGUGCUGGGGAAAGCUCCAACCGCGGCUCUGCACUGCUUCUCUAAGACUUUUGAUCCAGUACUAUUGCAGUGUGUUGAGAAAUUUAGACUUGGACGGAAAUGCUUAAGUCUUGACAUGUAACAGGAACACUAUCAGGUCAAAUUCAGAACGAAUGGUCGAAUAAUAUCAAUUUAUUGUCAGAUUAGGGGUUUAAAGUACCUAAAGUAAGCAAUUAGUUAAAAAUUCAGUCAUUUGGAAUUAAAUCAGCCCAAACCAGAUCUCUCUGAUAGAUGCUCUCUGAACCUCGCCAUCUACUAUCAAGAGUAAAUGGAACAAAAAGAGGAGGGAAAACUCAAAACGAAUGAAAAUAAAGACAAGAAAGUGGAGCAUUUUUGCUGCUUUGGCUUCAUUUCACCAUCUGGGAAUCAUCAAAAAGUGUUCAUAGAUUCCUCUGAACUGAAGCAAAUAGGAUCAGGAAUGAUUGAUGAUGACGGUGUGGCAAAUGAGCACCAUAAUUUUGGCGUGAAACGAUGAAGAUAAAGCCGAUUAUGUCGACCGAAGUGAUAGAUACGAGUGAACUGACAGACGUUGGGGGAAAAUAAAGGAAUCGCUGUACGAGAGAAAAAAACCAAGAAGGAAAGAAGGUAUUAAAACAAGGAGCUAGACAGGAUCCAUAAAAAUGAAGCAGAUGACAGGUUUGGAAAGUGAUGGUGCUGCGGGUGAAGAAAAAAUAAAAGACGAGGGGAAAAAGUUUAAACAGAGUGAGAAACCAAAGAUAUUUUUACAGUUAUGAGGUUUGAACUCGCGGAGGCGGAAGAAAAGAACGGAAAAUAACGAUACGGCCGAGUUCAGAUUUGGGUUUUAUAUGUAGGCCUGUUCGUCUGUUAUUACCCCCACUCUUUGAGCUUGAUUAUGAUUGGUCAAAACUACAUAAUAAUGAGGAUUAAAGGGUAAUGACAACCUAAAUCUUCAAUUGAAUUACCCGAUGGCAAACCAAUAAGAGAUGUCGCAAUUUGGCUGUUGGUUCGAAGUCAUGGGUGGGCUAUUCUCUGAGAACGGCAAUCCGGAGGGGAAUCAUUUGAAUCCACAUAACCACCCUUUCACAAUACAUUAUUUCAUUAUGAUACGAUUGGUGCAUUUCGUAUAAACGCGUAAAGCUAUCCUGGCAAACGUCAAUGGCGAAGAUCUGUUGCGUAUCGCGAACUCCUCAGAAUUCGCACUUUUAAAGAGUUAUUGUUGGAUUGAUUCUCACUCACCUUGUCUUUUCUACUGUUUUAAAAAAAGAGUAUCUUAUACACAUGGAUGGAAAUUGGAUGGAUGGAUUAAGAACUCCGUCCAAGUUUGAAGCUGGAAAAGAACCAGAAGAGGAUUUAGAUGAAGAGGAGGAGGAAAGAGACAGCUGUGCGCUCCUGGAGUUUCCUUCUGGUUUUGGUCUCCUAAAUUGGAGAAUCCAGCUCCUGCGCUCUUUGAUCUUCUUGUAGUUCAAAAAGAAAUAAACGCUUACAGGGGGGAGUCCAGAGUUUAUACACUUCCAUGUCAAAGUGAGAGACGGUGAGCCAAAAAGGAGGAGCAAAAGGGACUUGAACCGGGCCGGGAGGAACAACAGAGAGGGAUUUAGGAUGGCAUGCGUGUAACUCCUCUCAGGUAUUCGGAUCUUAAUCUCUCAGCUCCUGCAGAGACCUGAGUAACUUUCCUUCAUUCCUCUACCCCGCUGAUCCCGGUUUGAGACAGCAGUGAAGCAUGUGCACCUGCUGGGACAAACUGCCGAUACAUCAGCUCCCGGUUUGCAGAUGUAGUGGAGGAUUAACGGAGGAUAACGCUUCCAUCCCAGCGGGAAUCUGAUAACCGUUAGCUUAAAUUCCAGUUGAGAGCAGUUUAGCGCAACUUUAACGCCACUCUCAUCAACAGAGGCAGCAUGUGUCCCGGAGUUUAAGACAAUGCCUGUUGUUUUAUUGUAUUUUCACAGACAAAACCGAUGAAGACAAGAGCAGCAGUGAUCUUUUGUGGUAGACUGUUUCUCCUUGGUUCAAAAAGUCAAAAACUGAGCACUGGAAGGAUUAACUUUGGUUUUAAGGUGUUAGAUGAAGUUUGGAAAUAUCAGCCAAGACCCAAAAGACAUUCCUUUAGAUUUAUUGGAUUUGGAAAGCGGCCGGGAGGAUAAAGUGAUCAUAGUUUUGUCUAAAAGGUGGUAGGAAUCCUGUCUCUGUAGGAAGACAGAUGAGGAAACUAUUUAACCUUGUUAAAAAAAGAAGUAAACCCAUAAAGUUUAAAGAGUUCUUGGACUUGUAAUCGAGGAAAUUCCAGGUUUAAGAUAACUUAAGUGACCGUUACGAGGCUUUUGACCAUGUCAGGUGGUCUUUGUUGCUCAGGAGACACAUCAAGGUGUUUUUGGACGGUUUGAACCCGUUGAACCUAAAGCUCCUGAGAUGAGUUUUUCCCUUGACCAAUGGAAGAUCAAACCUAUCUUCUUAUCUUGCACCGCAGGAGCUUUUGGUCUUCAAUGGCCACCAAAGGGUAGGUGGUAAGAAAGGGGGCAUUUUAAUCUGGAAUCUUGAUCGAUCAGUUCAAGGUCCUUGGUCAAGUCCAAAUUCCUGCAGUCAAGAGAUCCUGUCAAGAAAACGUGGGUAACUCAAGAUCCUCCCACCUUAUUUUCUGUGAGGUUUGAACUUGGGACCAUCUGGUCUUUGUAGAGGUUUGCAGUGAGGUCAAGAAUCGUCCUUGGUCCAUGGUACCUCAAAGACCCUUCUUUGAACUUUGCGAUGAAGACCAAGGGGAACAACUGGUGACGAACCUUGAGUAAAGACGUCAAGAGGCCAAGAAAAGGUUUUAUUAGGUAGACAAAUAAAUCGAUGGUAAGCAAACAUCAUAAAUUCUGUCUGCGGACAGAUUUAUUGUCUUAUAUUGCCAUUACAAGAUGAAUUAUCACGAGCUGUACUUUAUUGACUAUCGUCCCGUCACACUCCAGCGUUUCAUUUCUUAUCGAAGUUUAGUUUCCUUGGAGAAACAAAGCUCCACCGGCCUCUCUUUGUCUGACUCAGACUCAUUGUGGUGCCGUAUCUCUGAAUCUGCUCCGUGUCAAAGCUCUGAUGUCAUGGCGAAUAUUUGGCCUCCGCUGCUGAUGCAAAGCAGCUGUUUUGACAUCGCGGGUCAGGGUGUGGACGGACACUCUGAGGGCUUCGAACAUCAUGGGAUUUGGCUCGGAAAGAAGCCGUUAUGAGGGCAGGCAUGAGUCUCUUUGGUUAUUGAUGAGCUGAAAAUGAGUUUCUUGAAUCUUAACAGAUUUGAUUAUCCGUUAAUCUCUCUCCGCUUGUCUUCUGUUUUCCUAAUGAAAGACUCUGUGUUUCCAAAAAGCUAAACCUCUUUGUUUGAAGAACCUCAAAGAAAGCUCUUGACAUGAUCCGCUACCAAGAAAGGGACAGUAAACCGUAAGUCAUUGAUAGAAGUAAAAAGUCAACGGGACACAUGACGUGAAAGUUUUACAUAAAGCGUUGAAGUUUUAUUACCUCCAAGGUUUUUCGGACUUGUGGGUUUCGCCCAUGAGGAAACUAAAAUGACUGACAUCAAUAAGCGUCAGUAAGUGUAGUCAUUGAAUAUCAAUAAGCCUUUGACUGUAAAUAUCAUUAGCUUAAUGGGGCCCAAAUUCUCAGUCGUUGUUGCUUGUCCUACCCGAACACUACACUAAUUGUGUUUCGUUGAUCAUGUGUCUUCUCCAUGUGACUUCCAAAAGACUCAAACAUGCACAUGAUGUUCCACCGAAAACACGGAGCCCGUCGGCCAUGCAUGGUUGUCCCGGCAAUUUGGCAUCUUUAAGAGAUGUAUUCAAACCGUCGUAAAUGACACAGUCCAAAGCCUGUGGAGCAGAGUGAACGAAGACGGGUGCGACAAGUAGGAUUUGGGCGCAACAUGAAUCAGACCAAUCAAGUAGAGCAGCAAAACCUCAUUAAUCAUGUCAAACGCAAGAUAGACAGACACUAAUUGACAGAUAUGAUGCACCAUCAUCAGUGGUGGUUUAGCUUUGGUGCCGCGCAGGGCCAAGCGGAGAGCCAAAUACAGACAUCUGCAAGCCCAACGUUCCAAUAAAUUCUGGAUUUGAUUAAGAUACCAUCAUGUCUAGGUUAAAGGUAGGGUAGUCAGGAUCUGAGGAAGUGUCAGUUUUUUGGGUGAAAUCUUGAAUGGAAACUCUACCCCUUCCAAACAGUUUUCCCCUCAGCUCCUCCCCUCUACUCCAGCAAGCCCCGCCCACAAACAGAUAACAGAUAAUUACAAAUGGAACCCAGUCAAGAUGAAAGUCAAAAGCAUUGGUGCUACUGUAGAUGCCAACAGACUACCAGCAAACACAAUGUUUGCAGGACUUCUACAACGAGGAUAAAGUGACAUAGUCCAGGACCCGAGGGAGGACAGUUUAGCGGCGCUACAACAUGCUACAGCAGGUCCGUUUGACAAGAAACACUUACAGAAACGCCCCCCCAUCAUUGUUGUAGCUCUUGUCCGGUCUACCUCCUUUUUAAGCGCCCGUUAUUCCUCCAGAGUCUCCGGUAUUUACUUUGUUUUCUUGCUUGUGUUGGCAGUCGUGGCUAAAGGAGGAUUCAGACAAUUUUCCGAACUUUCUGGUUGGUUUCUACUGUCCGAUAUUGUAGCACGCUAACUUUGUUUGGGCUCGUGAACGACACGGGGGAACAGCGUCUGCCUCACAACCAAUCAGGUUGAGGGAGACAGAGAACAGCUUUGUUAAUAGUCAGAAAGAAAGUCAAAAUGUUGACUACACAGACGUAUCAAAACACAGCGAUAUCAUUAUAUUCCCAAAUGUCAUCAAUAACUAAUAUCUAUUGACUGAUGGUAAAAUCUUUUUUGUAUAUACACCACAAAAAAUAUGCUUCUUUAACGGAAUCCUGGCUACUCUACCUUUAACUAACUAUUGCUGACUCAACUCUAAAAGGCUCUUACUGACGCCCUCAAUGCCUAACAGCAUGUCAAAUGAUGAAAUGGACUUAUUUACCAAAGCUGACGCACAUCCUGCCCCCCUAAAGGCAGCCGUUAUAUCACAAUGUCCUCUCACAGUCUCUUUUAUGCAAGCAGGUGGUUCCAUGAAACAUACUGUUCGACAUUAAAACCUGCUCAUCUUCUCCGGACCUGAGGGGUCCACGCUCAAUCGAAGUUCAUCCGUCCUUCAUGCAUUUGUCUACGCUGACUUUAAAUACAGAGCUAUCACAGUUUUUGACCUCGUGUUGCAAGAACACGUCGUUCCGUCUGAAGAUGCCCCUCAUUCAUUCGCUUGUAACCGUCUUUGGAUGAACAAAAGGACACUGAGAACAAAAAUACAUGCGGUUUCGGAUUUACAAGAAGAUUUUGUAAGUGGGUCGGAAUCAUUUUUAGACGCCCAAUUCCGUACAAAAGAAACGAAGCUCAUGAGAUUACGAAGACGUCAGUGUGGUCGUCUUUGGCCGAGUUCAGGAGGAGUUUAGGAUUACGGAUGUUAUAGCUUGAAGAGAAAAGUUGUAAAGUUGUAUAAACUUUGUUGAUGAAGAGAUGUAGUGUUUGAGCGGUGAUGUAACCGUAUCAAUAUCGUAACUCGCCGUGUCUUAUCAGGAGUUUAUCGUCAUUCCAGAGGAACAAGUCGGCUUCUGAGCAGCACUUCCUUAUCUGACUGUGUUGGCUGUUCAAAAGCAAAUGUCAGUCACUGACAUGCUGUGUAUACACACUCAUGCAGGGAGAGAAUGGAGGGCUGCUGUGUUGUUAGUGAUUUCCAGCUGAUACACAAAAACAAAAGGCUUCUGUGUCUGGCGUCGACCACCCUCCCCUCUCCUCAUUUUUCCCCUCAGGCUGCAGGAGUUCCUGUCCAGCGACCCCCCGAAAAUCCCCCUUCCACCUCUGUUUUCACACACUGAACUCCUUCACUGUGGCUUUUUUUUUCUCCUGUUAACUGUUUGGUAAAAACUAAAGACAAGAAGCUUUGAUGCCGUUUCCAGGGUUUCAGAUCUCCGUGUCGUAUUCCCUUCCCAAUGUAGCGUCUGUAAUCCAAUCGAAUAAUCUAAAUUCACUGGGAUUAAGUUUAUAAAAGCAGGUGAGAUGGAAGUGUCUCAUUGUACCGUCCUUUACGCUCCGUUAGCAUUUUUGAGCUAAAGACAAAACAUCCCAAAGACGUCCUCAAGGGAGUCGACCACAAGAGCAAUAUUUGCUUCCUCGUGUGGUGGGAGAAAACAGUCCCCUAUCUGUUGUACCAUCUUUAAGCCAAACAGAGUAUGUUGUUGACUGUAAUAAAGAUUAUAUAUGAAGGCUUUUCAACAAAAGCUGGGGAGAUGGAAACGUACCAACAAAAGCUAAGCACUGCCAGCUAGCUUGUUUUGAGAUUUGGCCUUGAACCAUUCUUCCCGUUGGCUGAUGGAGUUCCUGUCCAGAAACUUCUGAAAAUCCCCCCAUGAUGUCAGUUUUAAAGACCAGGUUCUCUGACUAUGAGGUCUGACUGACGUUUUCAGCAGCUCAGUGUUUGUUGGAUAUCAAGACGUGAAGUUUUUAUCCAGUUUUUAGCGUGUCAGUGCCUCAGAUAGCAAAAACGAAUGCUUCUCCACUCACUGUUUCCUGUAGUAAGGAUUAGUGGUCGACUAAUGUCAACAUCACUUUUUCUGCGUUUGAUGAAAAACAAUUUAAUUAAAGCUGGGUACAGUCAGGACACAAUGUAUGCUGGGAUUAGGCAAAAUAUAAAGGCAUGAGAUGCAUUGUGAACGAACCAAUGCUCAUCCUACCAAAUCGGCUCAAGCUCUUGUUGACUUUCUGGACUUUGACGAAAAACAGUAGUGUCAUUUUAAUCUUAAACGUGAAGUUUGAGGCAGUUCAGACUCUGUACGUGUGAGUCAGAGUGACUUCCUGUUUAGCGGCGAGACUUUAAUCUAACGAGCAAUCUGGACAAGCUAACGAUUAUUUCUUUCUUGGAGUGCGUUCUCAGGGUGGCGAUUUCCAAAAGAAAAAACACGAACGCAAAUAAUGACACCAGAAGUAAUCUUGCAGCGGAAUCAGAAAUGGACAAACUACCACCAGCUUUUCUGACGGACUGUUAUUACUGAUGGACACGUUGUUGAAACGGGUUUUACGAAGGGUCCAUUAAAGGGAUAUUCCGACGUAAAAUUAAUUUAGGGUCAAACACACCAGAACACUGAGUUAGACACCCCCGAGAGAGAUGAAUGUUGCCGACCGCUUGCUUCUCUAGUUAUACCAACUUUAGUAACGACCGCAUGAUGGCAAUACACAGCGGUCUGAGGAGCCAUAAACAAACCUCAACCAAAACGCCACAAAUAAUGCUCAGAACAGCACCUUACUUCAUCAACAGGACAUAUAGGGUCACAGACAUAGCACUAGACACCAAACAUCUUUUUAACUUUGACUAAUUUCUUUAACAAAGAGACUAAACACAACUCACCUACUCUCUUCCAGCAGUCCCUAGUUUGUAGCGAGAGCUCCGGCCAGUCUAUUAUGGACUACAGCGGAGUUUCGCAGCUCAAGGAAGAACAUUUAUGAUCAUUUCUUUAUCAUUUCCCUGAGUAAUAAUCACCAUAAUUGUCAUUUUUCACUGCAGACAUGGUAGUUCUUCUGCCUUAGCGUCUCGGUCUGAUUGUAUUUUUAUAAAGUAAUGAUCAUAAAUGUUCUUCCUUGAGCUGCGAAACCCCGCUGGUUGGUAUAACUAGAGAAGCAAGCUGUCGACAACAUUCAUCUUUUGAGGGGGUGUCUAUCUCUGUGUUAUGGUGUGUUUGACCCUAAAUUCAUUUUAUGCCGGAAUAUCCCUUUAACUACAUUUAAACUCUGGUUUAUGCUCUUGAAAGUGUCCCUGUCUUUGCUGUCAAAAAGCAGCUUUUACUUCACCCUUUUAGUGCUUUUAUUGAUGAUGUGUUCUUGAUAUAAAAAGGGGUUUUCUUGUCCCUGAGGAUCCUCUUUAUCUUCUGUUCUCCAGGUUAAAACAGGCAGCACUCCUCAUAAAAUCCUUAAAAGGUCCCAAACCUCAGGGGGGAACAUUAUCUCCAGCAUCUACAUGUUUGUUCUCGGCGCGGCGACAGACCAAACAUUGUUAUAAAAUCACAGCCAGUAGACUCAGUCUCUAACCGCAGUGAAAAAACCUCCACAGUGGAUCUAUGUGUGUAAACAGGCCACACAUUACUGCUGUCAAAAACAGACUGCAGGCUUUGUUACAACCUUGGAGAGUGCGGCGCGCUGGUCACGGUUUUAUUACCGCCAUCAAGGAUGUUUCUGUUGAUCAUGUUUCAAAGAAUUGACUCGGGGGGGGAAAUAAAGUCCCCUCAGUAAACCCCCGACCCGAAGGAAGAGCGUCUGUGAAUUUUUAGAUUGUUUUCUAUCAUUUCUUGACCGCACUGUCUCCUUGACUCAGACUCUUAUCUCGUUUUAUCUUCAGCCAUCCCCCUAAAUGUGAACCGGCUUCACGGACCGCAGACUGCCCGGGCUGUCAGCGUGAAAAAUAAAGCGGAGAAGCUAAACAGGGCUGCGAGAUAAAGGAAUAAACACACAACUCCUACAUUAUGAAGUCAUGCGCUGUAAGCAGAAAGCCCGAAACCGCGCUGUGUGCUUGAUAAAUUAGCCUGUUACCGACAGUCUAAACAAGAAGUGAAAAGACCCACCACCUUGGGCUUUGGAGGUUUAGACUCAAAAUGUUCAUUUCUUUGGGGUUUUAGUUAUUUACAGUGUAUUUAAAGGAAACUGUGGCCUCUGGAGAUGAUGUAGUCCAAACCACAGUCGAGUGAAUCCGGGCCAAACUGAGUCUGAGAGUUUGUUUUGCAGCAGAUGGAUUUGUUUUUUUAUUACUGCGAUUAUUUCAUCGUUUUUUUAUCUCAACCACACAUCUCGGUUCGGGAUAUUGGUUUUAACAGAGAGUUACGACAAACUGAAGGAAACGUUUGGCCGAUAAAUCAAUAUUUAAUCAGUUUAAAGACUUCGAGUUUGUAAAUUUGCCAGAUUCAAACUCCAGCAGAGAAAUCACACGUAACGUCAGCGUGCAAAAACAAGAUUUAAUCCAAUUCAGUUUGAUUAGAUUUAAACCGUUUAUUAUCCCCAGAGGAGAAAUUUCAGCCGCACUGAGAGUUGUGUAUUUGAGAAAUUACACAACGCAGACCAACAAUCAGGAGUCAUGCAGAGAAAUAACAGGAUUCGGGUAUUUUUUACGGCCCACCAGCUUUGAUUUUCAUUUUCCCGGGAUAUUCAGAGCAGCGCCAGUUUUUGGUCGGAUCUGAAAUACACGGUUGUCUUCAGGGACUCGACUUAUUCCUCUCUGGUGACUUGGACUCGGCUCAGACUUGAAGUGAUUGAGGGAAUGAUGACCCCUGCAUGGACUCUCAAACUGGUAAAGGGAACUUAAUUUGGACUUGACUCAAAUUUCUUUCUGGUGACUUGGACUCGACUUGUAUCCGGACACGAGAACUCAAGACUCGACACACUUCAGGUUAAUCAGAUAAUGAAGACUCAACUUGGACACUGAGGGUGCGGACACAACUCAAACUAGAAGUUGACCUACACUGGGACACAGGUAAUGGGGACAGGACUCUGAUGGAAUGACAUUCUAGUGACUCAGACACUGAAGACUCGUGACUCGGCUCAAACUCUUUCAAUAACAACAACAGUCACUGCCAAAAACAAUAGUAUAGAAAUAUUGAGGUCAGUUAACUUCACUCUAACCUCACUCUGACUUCACUCUAACUUUACUCCAACUUAAUUCUAACUUUGACUACCUUUACUCUAACUUCAAUCUACUUUUAACUCUAACUUUACACUUACUUCACUCUAACUUUAACAAGAUCCCAUUAAAUUUACUCUACCUUUACUCUAAAUAUACUCUGACUUCACUCUAACUUUACUCUAAAAUCUUAUGAAAUUUACUCUAACUCUACUCUAAAUUUACUCUGACAUCACUCUGACUUCACUCUAACUUUACUUAAACUUCACUCUAAAUUCACUCUACAACUCUUACUUCACUCUUACUCCACUCUAACUUUAAGUUCCCUAACUUGACGCUUACUUUACAUUAACUUAACUCUACUUCUAACUCUAAUGUUACACUUACAUCACUCAAAGUUUAAGUUCCCUCUUAAUUUACUCAAACUUCACUCUCACUUUACACUAACUUCACUCUAAAGUUACUCUAACUAAAACUCUUACUUCACUCUAACUUAAACUAACUUUAUUUUAAGUUAACUCUUAUUUUAACUCUUACUUUACUCUUAUUUCUCUCUAACUUUAGGUUCCCUCUAAAUUUACCCUAACUUUACUCAAACUUCACUCUAAAUUUACUCUUACUACAACUCUUACUUUACUCUAACUUUGUCUAACUUAAGUCUAACUUUAACUUUAUUUUAACUUAACUCUACUUUUAACUCCAACUUUACUCUUACUUCACUUUAACUUCAACUCUAAGUUCCCUCUAAAUGUUCUCAAACGUUACUCUAAAUUUACUCUACAACUCUUACUUCACUCUAACUUUACUUUUUACUCUUACUUUACUCUAACUUUACUACAACUUUAAGUUCCCCCUAAAUUUACUCUAAUUUUACUCCAACUUUAUUCUAAUUUUACUCUUACUUCACUCUAACUAUACUCUAACUUCGACUCGUCUAUGAGCACAUAAUAAUCUGCUCCUCAUGUUGAACAUGACCUGAAAUACUCCACAUUAUGACUUGUUUUGAUCUUGUUUUGGACGACUUCUCUCUUCAUCUUUGUUUGGAUACUAAAACUUUUACCCUGACAUAUGACUCAGCUCUCAGCGUGUGAAUACAAACAGGUGUGUGAACCUAGUUAAAAAGUGUUUUUUUAACCUUUGGGAACUCGAAUAAUUGACCUAUAUUUACAGCACACCUCACUUCAAACCUGUUCUCCAGCUCACGUGCAGCAGCAGCAGCAGCAGUUUGUUAUUUCUCUGCAGGCUCAUAAAAGAUUUGUUUUGUCUCUCGGUUUAUUCCUGUAAGUGCUGUCGGUGAUGUGUCAGCACUAAAGGACAAGGUCAGAGUCCGUCUAAAACUAUAAUAAAUGAUGUGGAUUACAGAUAUGACGACGUUCAGAAAACUACUGAGUCAGGCGUGAAGCGUGUUUACAUGGAAAACCAUUUUUAGCGCAAGAUUGUCAACAUUACUGUCCAGAAAUUCAAGUUAUUUGACACAAAUUGGUGCAAAAUUAUGACGGAUAUUUUUAGAUAUCUGCAAAAGCAACGUGCAAUUCUGUCUUUAACUGAUGCUUUCAGUUAUUUCUACAUAUUUCUGUAUAUUUCCAGGUUUAGUUGUUGUGUUUUUGCAGCUAAAGUAGCACAAAGGCCUCACCUGCGCAUCAUUACGUACCUCUGCAGGUAUUUCUAUUGUUAUUAGUAUUUGCACAUGAAACUUAAAACACACAAAUCCAAGAAUAUAAAGGAGUGGAGCAGAAAAAAAACUCCACGCCCUGGCCUAGUUUCAAGCUGCUCGUGUCUUCAGGAGUUAAAUCCGGGUUUUAAAAAAAGAAAGAGAGAGUGAAAGGAGGUAAAAACUAGAGUCCGUGUGUCUGCAGAGGAACAAUAGAGAGAAAGACAAACACACACAGAUAUAAGGAGGUAAAUAAACAUGUUUUAUCCUGUUUUUCUCGUGACAUUGAGUCUGAAAUCGAUUAAAAGAGCGAGAGGAAAGAGCGGCGAGUUAAUAACCCCGCGUCUCAUCAGCGUGAGUGCAGAAACUCGCAGUAAUAAAGUCUGAUAUCCAUCUCCUCUUCCUCAUGUGUGUGAAGUGAACUGUUUCCUCGCCUGUACACAACUUUUGUCUGGCAGGAAACUCCCACAGCAAACAGGUCUGUUAUCAGAGACUGGCAUCGAGUCGGCCACUGGUGCGUUACCUGUCGUAAAAGCCUCGACUCGCUGCUUCUCCGCGAUAAAGACGCCGAUUCUGAGAAUCCGGUUUGUUAGCAGAGCGGGUUAAUCACAGUCUGACCACUGAGCUGGAGGGAAGCUGGAGGGAUUUACGAUCAUAAAAUACUGCAUACAAUUACUGAGAGACACUUACUGUUUAACAUACACUAUGAACUCUGUCUUAAAUAUACUGUUUACUGUGUUUUUACUAAGUAUAUGUCUCAAAUCAUAUCUUAAGCCAGGUCAGAUCAUAUAGUACCAAAUCAUGUUGUUUUGUAACAUAAUGUAACAUAUCCUGGUGUAUCAUUUUGUAAUACUGUAAUAUAUGAUAUUAUUUUAUACUAUAUUGAAUCACACUGACUGGAAUGUAUCAUAUCAUAUCAUACCGUUAUAUAUUGUAUUAGUACUAUUAUAUAUCAUAUCACAUUGUAUCAAUCAUACAACAAAAUCUUGUUAUAGUACUAAUUUAUACUGUAUCAUAUCUUAUCAUAACAUAUCAUAAUGUAUCAUUUUGUAUCAUACAGUCAUAUGUUUUUAGUGUACCAAUACAUAUUGUAUCAUAUCUAUUCAUUAUGUACCAUAAUUUACCAUAUCAUACUGUCAUAUAUUAUUAUAGUACUAAUAUAUAUUGUACCAUUUCUUAUCAUAAUGAAUCAUAUUGUAUCAUGACAUACCGUAAUAUAUUGUAUUAGUACUAUUAUAUAUCGUAUCGUACAGCAAUAUCUUGUUAUAGCACUAAUAUAUUCUGUAUCAUAUCUUAUCAUAACGUAACAGUGUAUCAUAAUGUAUCAUAUUAUAUCAAAAUACUAUUAGUAGUUAUAUAUUAUACCAUAAUGUAUCUUAAUGUAUCGUAUCUUAAGUUAUCUUAUUAUAUCAUGACAUACAGUAAUAUAUUGUAUUAGUAUUGUUAUGUAUCCGAUCAUAUUGGUUCGUAACCUAAUGUUUUGUAGCGUAUCAUUUCAUAAUUUAUCGUAUCAUAUCAUACCAUAAUACAUCAUAUUAGUGCUGUUAUUAUAGUUACAUAUCCUAAAGUAUCAUAACAGUUCACAUCAUAUCAUAUUUGUAUUGUAUCACAAUGUAACGUAUCAUACUGCAACAUAUUCUAUUGUAUCAUAUCAUACAGUGAUAUAUCAUCUUAGUACCGUUUUGUAUCAUAUCGUAUCAUAUCGUAUCUUAUUUUAACAUAACGUAUCUUAAUAUAUCAUAUCACAAUGUAUCAUAGUGUAUCAUAUCUUAAUAUAUAUCAUAUCGUUUUGUAUCGUAUCGCAGUGUACCAUAUCAUACUGUAACACAUUCAAUCAUAUCGUAUCAUACAGUGAUAAAUCGUCUUAUUACUGUUAUGUAUCAUGUUUUAUAUGAAUGGUUGAUAUUGUUUCAUAUCAUAACGUAUCUUGUUUUAAUGUAUUGUAUCUUAAUAUAUCAUAUCAUUUUGUAUCAUAUCGUAAUGUACCAUAUCAUACUGUAACACACCGGGUUGUAUCAUAUCUUAAUGUGUCUUACCAAACCAUACUGCAUUGUGGGAGAUGUAGGCAACAGAUUUAGAUGCUUUUUGUUUGUAGUGUAACAUGCGCUCAAGUCCUCAUUCUGUUUAGGUUAAAUAAAAUUAGCCUCAAAAACGUUAAUAUAAGUAAUAUUCAGGGACUGUUUGAUAGUUCAGGUUCUCAACUGUGACACACUUUAAAUACACUCUGCCUUUGUUUUUUGGGUGUUUGUUGGACAAAGUGUCAAGUUUGCAGCAGCAUCACUAUUUCUUCAUGUACAGACAGUAUUUCUGCUUAUUGCAAAAUAGUCAAAGGACGUCCUUGGUGGACAUUUGAGCAAUUGGGAACUAUUGCCUCGAGGCUAAAGGGGACAUUCUUUCUUCUUUUCGACAGAGCAGACUUUUUCAUUUCAGACGUGUGUUUGGAGAUUUACCUGAGGUCAAAUUUUCCAACCGCGGAUCAGCAUCCAUCAGUGCUCUGUCCUGAGGGGAGGUUUCAGGAGGAAAAGGAGCUGUGAAAAAGAAAAACAAAGAAACCGUGAAUUGUUGACGCAGGAGGGGUUUGGUUUGAAUCAUACUAACUAUGCGAGGGAAACUCUGAAAACAUCCAAGUGUUACAUUUUAAUUCGCGAUGUUAUCUCCGCGGAGCCGGUGCCAGUUUCCUUUGACGUGGUUUGACCAGGAAGAGGGCCGAAACUCUGAGUGCAUUCCUCCAUCCUCCGAAUCUGCAUACCAAUCUGGGUUUAAACAAAGUCUGGGUUACUUAUUAGCGACAUUAGCCGCACAAACAUCCACCGACUUCAGCUCCAUCUUUGGCACAUGUGCGCCCGUACAGCUGCUUUGGUUUUCCCUGCGCCGCGUUUACCAGAAAUCAGAUUUACGUGCACAUGAACACACACAGUGAGGACGGAGUAGUCUCUCAGACCAGAUUAGGCCUGAUAAGAGUUAGUAGGGGAACACACACACAAACACACACACAUGCACACUCAGCCUGUCCGGGCCUGUCGGGGUCGAGCAGCAUAUUAAAGUAUCUGGUUGCAGCUCCUGCUAAUCUGCAGAAGAAACGCUCCUUCAUGUGCAUACUUGUCCCUCUUUCCCUCUCCUUCUUCUCCUCUCUCAAUCCCCUCUUUCACUCCUCCUUCCUCCCUUCCUUCCUUCAUUUCGCCUCCUCGGUGUUUCCCCAACUAUUUUUCCUUCUUACCCUCAUUCCUCUUCUUCUCUUGUUUCCCAUAAUUGUCCAUCAUCUUUGGCUCUCUGGGCUUUUUUUUUUCCCACCGACUUCUGACUCUUGGCACCGGGUCUCGCUCGGACUCUUUGAAAUCAUUUCGUUCUCCUCAAAAAGUUUUAAAAAGUUCGAACCUGGAGGCAGAAAUGAUGGAAGUAAUUUAGCCUGAUCCGUAGAUGCUUAAUCACGCAAAAGUAUGAUAAUUUGAGUUCAACAGUCCAGCGGUGUAACGGUUUCAUGCUGCAGCUUUCUUGGCUGUUUUUUCGAGCUGUUAAAGGGACAUUCCACCAGUUAUACCAAUCUUUCCUCAUAUGCUCUCCUCAGAAGCUCUUAGUACAGUACAUGAUUGUUUGACGACGGAGUAAAGCUGACAAGAUCAAUAAAUCAAACCUCGACCGAUGACCCAAACUAAACCAAAUACGCUCGACUCAGUUGGCUGAAUAGCUGUGAUAUUUCGCGUGUUUGGACGUUUAUUUGGCUUUCGCCGUGUCUACAGAUCGAUGUUUUUUGUUUAGCGUCUCCAUCAGGUUCAGAUUUGUGGUUUUUAGUGAAAUGUUAUGACAGCUUUUGGAUGGGUUGUUGUUUUAUUUGACACAGACACUCCUGCCGGUUUUCCUUUGACUCUGUCGAUUCCGUGAAAUUUUCACUGUUUUCCAACAUCAGGUCGAGAUUUAUUUUCUCGGAGACUCUAUGACUUCAUGAUUUGAGUUAUGCGCAAAACUCCCGGCUUUAGCGAGUGUGUGGCCUACUUAACUGGUGGACUCGGUCCAUGUGACCUACUGUGUUUUUUAUUGGUAGGAAACAAUAUGAUUCCAUGCUCUCUGUUAAAAUAGACACAACAGGGUACAGUAUAAUACAAUACAGGGUAAUAAGAGGCUGUGGAGACACAAUGAAAUUCAAUUGGAUAUUAUGUGAUAUGAGGCAAGAGGUUGUGAUAUGAUAGGCUAUGAUAACGAACUAUACAGUAUAAUAUGAUAAAAUAGGAAACAGUACAGCAUGAAACAGAAGAAAAGGGUUUGAUCUUAUGGGAUAUGAUAUGAUAAACGUCAAGAUAUGAGAAACAAUGAGAUGAGACAUGAUAUGAUAUAAAAUAAGAUGAUACAAUAUGAAAUGAUAAACUAUAUAUGUAUGAAGCAAUUCAGUAGAAAAUAAUAUAUGAUAAAAUAUGAUAUUAAAGAUGAUGAUAUGAUAAAUUAAAUAUGAUGAUAAAAUAUGAUAAUAAACAUGAUAAAAAAAUAUGAUAUCAAAUAUGAUGAAAAAUAAUACAACAGGAUGUGGCAGGCUGACCCAAACAUACAAACUAGUAUGAUGUAACACAAUACUACACCGAAUCAUUCAUGAUACGAUAUUAAGUAUGACAAGCGAAAAAAUGAUAUGAUAAAGUACAAUAUGACAUGAUAUUAAAUGAGAUGAUACAAAAUGAUAUGAUAAAGUGCAAUGUGAUAUGAUAUUAAAUGAGAUUUUAUAACAUGAAAUGUAAAAUUCAGUAGAAAAUAAUAUAUGAUGAGAUAUGAUAUUAAAUAUGAUACAAUACAAACUAUGAUGAGAAAUGAGACUUUACGAACUGGUAUGAUAUAACGCAAUACUAAACCGAAUUAUUUAAGAUACGAUAUUAAGUAUGACACGAUACGAAAUGAUAUGAUAAAGUGCAAUAUGAUAUGAUAUUAAAUGGGAUGAUAUAAUAUGAAAUGUACGAUUCAGUAGAAAAUAAUAUAUGAUAAGAUAUGAUAUUAAAUAUGAUACAAUAUGAACUAUGAUGAGAAAUGAUACUUUACGAACUAGUAUGAUAAAACGCGAUACUUAACCAAAUUAUUUAAAAAACGAUAUUAGGAAAGACACGAUACAAAUUAUAUGAUAAAGUACAACAUGAUAUGAUAUUAAAUGAGAUGAAACAAUAUGAAAUGUAUCAUUUAGCAGAAAAUAAAGAUAUGAUGUUAAAUAUGAGAGAUACAGACUAUGAUGAGAAAUGAUACUUUACGAAUUGGAAUGAUAUAACGCAAUACUAAACCGAAUUAUUUACGAUAUGAUAUUAAGUAUGACACGAUAUGAAAUGAUACGAUGAAGUACAAUGAGAUAUGAUAUCAUACAAUCCAAUUAAACAUGAUUAGACACAAUAAACGAUUCGAUGUAAGAUGAUGUGUUGUGAGGCAAGUUUGACUUCAUAUAGAAUGUUACCGUGACAACCCGACUGGUUAGAAACAAGCUGUUAAUGUAUGAGGCUGGAUAAGACAAUACAUUAAGAUGCAAUUAAGUAUGAGAUGAUAAAUGAGACAUGAGAAAAUUUUUACCGGACUCAACUGACCCAACAGUCAAAUAAACAAACAUUUGAAACAACAGUUAUUGCAAACAACACAUACCAUAAAUAAGAGAAAAUGAGACUUCUGAACAACCUGUACAGCCUUAGAUGGUGAACUGAGUUCCUGAGAUGGUCCGGUUUACAUGUGAGAACUCUUUUUUGUAACAGAUGAGGUCUGAAAGUCAAAGCGCCGCCUUAAUUCUGAGAACGCUGUCAUAAAUAAGUCCAUUUAAAAGUUGAAUGUUUUAACACUUUUAAUAAACUUUUAGAGGUGAAACACUCGUUGGGGUUUUGCUUUCCUGGUCCGUUUCCUCGACUAAAACAAGACAGAGAUAGAGUAGAGCUGGAUCAGAAGAGCCCAGCAGGAAUUUUUGAUGCGUAACCCAACUUCACCCUGACAUUAAUCUCUCUCUCCUCCUGUCUGGUGAGGCUUAGUUUCCCCUCUGAUCUUCGUAUUUGUGAAUCUCCUUUUUGGCCGAAUUAGGUGUGACGUAAAGAAAUCAGACUAUUCUUGUGUCUCUGUGUGUGUUUUUCUAAACUGGGUGAAAGUUCAGCAGAGUUCUGGUUUUAGUUUUUGUUGUUGUUGUUGCAGCUGGAAGAGUUUUUCAGACUUGUGGCCUUUGAGAAGCUUCCCUGGCCUAGUCUACAUACUCUCUCUCUCUCACACACACUAACACCAGACACACACAUUUACGGGUCGAGCUGGCAGUGAACAUGAACUUUGAGUCUUGUCACAUCAGAGGCUGCGAGCUGAUUUACUGGAACAAAAGAGACCCACUAAACAGGGGCAGGGGUGUAAAGUUACAUAAAAGCCAUCACGUGACGAGGGUUUAACCUCGUCAUGGGUAAGAGCUUCAGAAACAUAAAUAUGACUUACUUCCUGGUGCAGAUAGAGACUCAGAAAUCAACCUCAUGGCUAAGAGUCAGGUGAACAAUAACUACUGCUCUAAAAAGGUACAAAGGUUUUAGUGAGCUUUACCGAAGAAACUGUUAAAAUGUGACUUAAAAUACGAAAAAAGAUAAGAGGUAAGAUAAAACUCCAGGAUACCAAAGAGUACGACGCAAUUUCAUGUGACACCAUACAAUAAGAUACUAUUAGUACAAUACAGUACGAUACGGUAUGAUACAAGAUGAUACAAUCAAUACGAUAAGAUACGAUUGGUACAAAACAGUCGAUAUGAUAUGAUACAGUACGAUACAAUACGAUCAUUAUAAUACGAGAUGAUAUGAUGUCAUACAAACAAUACGAUAAGAUAUGAUCAGUAUGAUACAGUCGGUACAAUAUGAUAAAGUAUAAUACACUACGAUCGUUAUGAUACCAUACAAUACGAUACCUUACAAUACGGCGUUGUACGGUCCAAUACGAUCAAAUACAAUAUAAUGCAACACUUUAAAAUACGAUACAAUAAGAUACGAUCAGCAUGAUACGGUAUGGUACAAUAUGAUAAGAUGCGGUACAGUUGAUACAAUGCGAUACAAUCGGAACAAUACGAUCAGUACAUUACACUCGAUAUGAUAAAAUAGUUACGGUAUGAUGCAGUAUGAUACAAUGUGAUCAUUACGAUACAAUACUGCGUACUAUGAUCCGAUACGAUCCAAUGUAAUAUGAUAUAAUACUUAAAAAUCUGAUACAAUACGAUAUGAUACAAUACAAAACGAUACAGUAUGAUACGAGAUGAUUUGAUGCGAUACAAUCAAUAUGAUAAGUUACGAACAGUACGUUACAAUCAGUACAAUAUGAUAUAGUAUAAUACAAUACGAUUGUAUGAUACCAUACAAUACGAUACUUUACGCUACGGCAUUGCACGGUCAAAUACGCUCGAAUAAUAUAAUGCAAUAUAAUGCAAUACAUUAAAAUACGAUACGAAAAAAUUCGAUCAGCACGAUACGGUAUGGUACAGUAUGAUACGAUGUGGUAUAAUUGAUACAAUCGGAACAAUACGAUCAGUACGAUACACUCGAUAUGUGUAUAAUGAAGUACGAUACAGUGGGAUGGUUACGAUACAAUACAGCAUAGUACGAUCCAAUACGAUAAAAUACUUAAAAAUCUGAUACGAUAUUGUACGAUACAAUACGAUUGAUAUGAUACAUUACGAUACAAUUGAUAUAGUAUGAUACGAUAUGAUAUGAUACAAUUGAUACAAUGAAAUACAAUCAGAACAAUAUGAUAAGUACGAUACACUCAAUACGAUACAAUCAGUACGGUAUGAUACAGUGCAAUAUAAUAUUAUCGUUGCGAUGUGACACAGUAUGAUACUUUGCAAUCCAGUUUAGAAUUAUCCAAUAUGAUCCAAUACUGUAUGAUACAAUUCUUUAAAUACGAUACAAUACGAUAUAAUAUGACGAUAUAUUACAAUACUAUACAGUAUGAUAUGAGUGUUGUAUGUAUAGUUCAUAGCGCGAACAUCUCAAGCUGAAGUUGUGCUGCUCUCCAUCAUAGGAUCAGAGUUGGAAACACUUGUUAAGAACGAUAAAUAUGUACAUGCAUGACAUCCGAACAGAUUAAUUUCUGUAUGUUUGUAUAAAAAUGAUGAGAAAAGGAAAGUAUCGGUCAAUUGGCACUUCUAAAUUUCCUGUAACCACUUUUCAGAGGAAUCCAGCCAUUAAAUGUGAUGGAUUUCCCCCCAAAGCAGAAAUCCAUAAAGGUAUGAAAUAACUCAACCGCACGCAAUGAAAACCAGAUUUUUCUCAAAAGUACAAGUACGAGCUGAACGUUUCCAUCAGGUGUGAACACAAGAACAGCUCACUUUUGGUUUUCCAGCGUCUGCAGUGGGAUAAAUCUCCAAUCACAGGAACCUAAAGCUCCUUUUUUUAACUCCGGUUACAGCUUGAAGUCAUUUACUCCGCUCUUUCAGUUAAAGGUCAGACUUGGCGAACAUUACGGGGGUCAUCCAUUGUAUUAUAGACUUUAAAUUGCUGUAGCGUUGCACUAAUGAUAACAACACCCCAAUGAAACCAAUUUUAACCUCGUAAAUGUCAAGCUUCAUUCAGCAGAAGUGGUGUAUUUGUAACAUAUUAAAGAAAUAAGUGACGAACUUUUAUUUGAAUAUAUAGAAAACAUAAAAAAGUAACAAACCAAUAUUGUGCAAUUCCGACACAGUACUGUUCUGAUGUGACUGAACCCCCUUAGAACAAAAUAUGGCCAACGAACAACUGCCAACAGUUCUGUAUGGAGUUCACAGUGUCGGCUACUUUCUUCUUAUACUUUAUCAGUACUUGACUUAAUCAGAGUUCUACGAUUCCAAUCAGAGUUCUUAGACUCUGAUUAUAGUCGGACUAAGGUCUUAAUCGGAGUAAGGCAAUAAUUUGGUUUUCUCGAGUUUUACUGAGUGUUAAAGAUUCGAAGGAGUUUGCGGCUCUUUAUGGAUAAAAUGUGUCCGGAUUAGAUCUUGGAUCAUCGGGACCCUUUCUAAACUUUUUUAUUUAACAGUUUAAAGCAGGACUGGGCGAUUAUAUGAUUGUGAUCGAUGAUCCUCAUAAAUUUCAGCUCGAUCACGGUGAUCAGCUGUGAGCAUAUUUACUCGAUCAAACACAGCGGAACUGUGAAGUAAACAGAGGGACCGAACAGGGAUCUAAACACGGAGGUGAGGACAGAAAAAUAGAUGUCAGCCGUGACUUUGAGUCAUCCUCCGAAGAUGUUAUCAUUGAGAAGUUUUCAACGUCGGUUGUGUGGUGAUGGUUCGAGUAUCUCCAAAGUGACGUCAAGUUAUUAAGCCGAUGAGCAAGGUAUGUCGGCGAUCGAUCUGUUUAACCGUCUAAAGAAGUACUUCCUGAGUGAUUAUGAGGAAAACAUGAAAAUGUGAGCGGACUCUGAACAACCAUGUCACUGUUGACGGUACAAGAAGCAUUAGCAGUUUAGCCACAACUAGCGGUGCAGCCACCAGACCAAAGCAAUCAAUCGUAUCAUCUAUGUUUAUCCCUUAGGGGCCAAUUUGUUUAUUUUGGGUCUUUCAUACCUGCAAAAACACUCAGGACUGUAAACUAAUCAACUGUUUAUUUAGUAUUUAUCUACAUUUGUUGUUCUGUUGAGUUAAAAUGUAAGUGUAUCUUAUUCAAUUUUCUUUGUUAUUUAAUUUGUAUGUUAAUAAAAUGUUAAACUAAUCUCUAGUUUCUUUAGUUUUUAGUUCAGAUGCUUUAAAACAGGCAGUUUGAAAAAAAAAAUCGUGAUAAUAAUCGAGAUCGGACGAUAUGACGAAAUAUAUCGUGAUCAUUUUUUUUGCUGAAUCUCUCAGGCCGAGUUUAAAGUUAAAUUUCAGAUUUAACUACUCUCACCUUUGGUUCUAACCGCAGUUUUGACCUCCUUCAGUCCAAAUGUGUUGGUCGAGUUCCUCAGUUCAGGUGUGAGAUGUAACAACACCGCAGAAAACGGCUUUAACUCCACCUGACAGCGGUAUCGUGUUAAACAUGCAGCCUGUCAGUACUCUGAGACUCCGCCGCCGUGAGGAGCAUGAAUUAUGCACGCGGCCUCCGCAGCUGAUUUCACUCUUUAGGCGUUAAAGAUGGCAGCCAUGUUGAAUUUGCAGAUUGAAAACAUGCUGUUCUAGAGUCAGAGACUUCACCCCCCUGUUUUCUUUUUCCUGCUCGGCUGCAGACACAGUUUUCUGACUCUGGCGUGUUUGCGGGUGAUUUUCUGCUUUGAGGACUCGAGGAGCGCGGCCCGGUCAACGCUCUGGACUUUACUGCGUCGGGUUCCCCUCAGAGUAUAUAGGGCACACUCUAGUAGGGGGCCUUUUUUACUUACAUUUACACACGCCAAACCCCAGAGCGAUCACCUCUAAUUUGCAGGUUGGGUUGAGGGUUAGCUGCAGGAGGACCAGGCGAGGCGCCAAGAAUAACACGGCGGUUCGAGCGGGAUGACCAUUAAAAACAGGAGUGAGAUUAAUCAUACUCAGGAUUUUCAGGCAUUUCAGCAAAUUAAUCAGGGAGAUUUAUUCCACAGGGGGGGCUCGGCGCUUUGCUGCGGGGCGCGUUAGACGGGCAGCAUUACUGAAAACAGGCGGUUAAACGCGCGACCUUUUGGCGGGGAGGGGUAAAGCUGACGUAAACGUAAGAAAAGAGGUAAAGGGAGAGAGGUGAAGGAGGGUUAAAAGGAUCAUUAACGAGGAGAAAGAUCGAGAAACGAAGAGUGGCAGGAGUUUGAUACAUGGAGUGGAGAAGACGAAAACGAGCUGAAGGAGUCAGAGCAGGACGCUGUAGCAUGAGAGGAGAGGAGUGAGUGAGUGUGUGAGAGGGAGAUAAUGCAUCUGUACAUGUGUGUGUGUGUGUGUGUGUGUGUGUGUGUGUGUGUGUGUGUGUGUGUGUGUACACUGUAGAUAUCGGUAUGUCAGGGAUGAAACGGAGGGAGGAGGGAUUACAGAGAGGAGUGAGAGAAAUAAAACAGAGACAGGGAAGAGAGGAGGAGGGAGAGCUUUGAGUCUCAGCCUGUGAUGUCCUCAAACUUUAAACUUUCAACGUUUAAAGGGAUAUUCCGGCGUAAAAUUAAUUUAGAGUCAACCCAACCCGGUCGAGAGAUUAAAGUUGCCGACUGCUUGCUUCUGUAGUUAAACCAACUUAAGUAGCGACCGCACGAUAGCAAAACACAGUGUUCUGAGGAGCCAUAAACAAACCUCAACCAAAACGCCACUCUAUAGCCACAACUCACCUACUCUCUUCCAGCAGCCGCUUGUUUGUAGCGAGACCUCGGGCUGGUUUAUUAUGGACUACAGUGGAGUUUCGCAGCUCAAGGAAGAACUUCAUGGAUUUCCAUGAAGAAAUGAUCAUAAAUGUUCUUCCUUGAGCUGCGACACCCCACUGUAGAGUGUAAUGGAUUGGCCCGAGGUCUCGUUACAAACAAGUGGCUGCUGGAAGAGAGUAGGUGAGUUGUGGCUGUAGAGUGGCGUUUUGGUUGAGGUUUGUGUUUUGCUAUCAUGCAGUCGUUACUAAAGUUCGUAUAACUAGAGAAGCAAGGUGUCGGCAACAUUCAUCUCGAGGGGGUGUCUAACUCUGUGUUCCGGUGUGUUUAGACGGAAUAUCCCUUUAAGUGGUGGGAUUAAAACGUUCAAAAUGUGGAUUGGUUGGUUUUGACCUUUGAACUUCCAGAUUAUAUUCACCAACUUGAUGCUGAUUCGUCUGUUUUCUGUCUUUCAGGUGACGGAGAACAUCAUCUCCAAACAAACCUUCAAAGGUCGGUAUCAAACACAAACCUGCUAAAAGACACAAACACACAUGAUCGCAUAAAAGCGACAUUUCUGACAUUUCUUCGUCUCCUCUCUCCGCAGAAGCCCGGACGAUGCCUCGCACCUACAACACCUCGGUGGCCCAGAGGCCGUCGGCCCACUUGACCCUCCGGGACUCCGGCACACAAGGUGAGUGUGAGUGAGAAAGUGAAGCGGGGUAAACUUCAUGACUUCCAGAUUGACGGUAAAUCCUCGGUGAAACAUGCGCCGCUCCUCAGAGGCAACAUUAGGAUUACAGAGGCUCGUUUUCUCCAUUAGAGGUCCUUGUUUCGAUCCCGCUCUUAUCCCACCCUAAUCUUCAAAAUGAAACAUGAAGUUGCACAAUGAAGGACUGAGCCUCUUUGUGUCUCAGCUAUUGUUCUUCUCAUAAACAUCGCUUCCUGCAUACCAGAGGAGGUUUUCUCUUUCCCUCUGUAAGAGCUGAAUCAGUGAAGUCGCCUGUAAAACAGACGCUCAUCAACGCCGCGUCAUUUUUGAGUCACGUGGAGCGUUUGUGUGUCAUUAAACCCGGAGGUUGAAAAGCUGGAAUGUGGCGCUCCGAGCAUUCGUAUCAUUCGAUCGGAAAGUGGCGUGCAAGCUGAAGGGUGUCGGCAAUCUGGCAAAGGCCGAGUGUGUGUGUGUGUGUGUGUGUGUGUGUGUUUGUGUGUGUGUGAAGGAAGACAGGGGUGAGGUGGAUUUCUCAUAAGGAAGUCGAGCCGAGAGAGAUGACCUCUGUUGAGUUUUCUAAUAAACUACUAUGUUAAUGAUGGGAACUGAAUCGUAGCCAAAACAAACACACCCGACAAACACACACACACAUUCACAAAUAUAUGUCACACUGGGGACUUUAUAUCCUGUCAGUGUUAUUGAGCGCAGUAAUCGAACAUACAGGAAACCGUGUAUGAAGAAAAGCUACAAUUGUCUAUUUGCAGGAUGCUAACUAGCUAACUUGCUAGCUAAAUUCUACGAUACAAAUGUGGAUCUAAUAACUCAUGCUUCCGUCUCUACCACAGGGUUCCUCCCGUACCCGAUCCCAACGGCAGGUCUCCACCAGUCUUGUCGCCACGUGGUCCGCACGUGGGCCAAUCAGAGCUUCGGUGCUCACCUUCACAACAUGACGCUGACCAAUGGGAGGCUGCGAGUGCCCCAGGAUGGGCGGUACUACCUGUACUCACAGGUGAGCACACAAUCAUAAACAUGAAGCAUCUUUUUUUUGUGGUGUAUAUACAAAAAAGCUUUUAAUAGUUAUUGAUGACGUUUGGUAAUAUAAAGAUAUCGCUGUUUUUUUAAGGUCUGUGUAGUCAACAUUUUAAAUUUUUGACUGACUGUAAACAAAGCCGUUCCCCGCCUCCCCAACCUGAUUGGUUGUAAGGCAGAUGCUGCUCCCCGUGUCGUUCAGGAGCCCAAACAAAGUUAGCGUGCUACAAUAUCGGACAGUAGAAACCAACCAGAAAGUUCGGAAAAUUGUCUGAAUCCUCCUUUGGCCACGACUGCCGACACAAGCAAGAAAACGAAAUAAAUACCAGAGACCCUGGCGGAAUAACGGGCGCUUAAAACGGAGGUAGACCAGACAAGAGCUAAAAGCCGGGUCAUAAUCAAUGAUGGGGGACUGUUCAGGAUUUUACGGACCCUGUAACCUUUCUGCUGGACCUGCCUACUCCACUUUUAACAUGCAAGCUCUCCAUCAUGCGCACUCUCUUUUAGUUUUAACACAACCAUUAAACUUUGGUGUCUUUUUGUCGUCUUUCCACGCAGGUGUAUUUCCGUUAUCCGUCUCCUGCAGCCAGUGACGGAGACCAGCGCAGCGUCAGCCACCAGCUGGUGCAGUGCGUCUACAAGAAAACGUCCUACCCGAGCCCCAUACAGGUGUGUGUCCUCUCACAAUUGGGUCUAAUUUAGUUUAAGUUGUGAAAUAUUCGUCUUACCUUGAGCUUCUCUUCCCUGCAGCUCCUGAAGGGCGUGGGAACAAAGUGCUGGGCCCCAGACGCCGAGUACGCCCUCCACUCCGUCUACCAGGGGGGACUGUUCGAGCUGAGGGCCGGCGACGAGCUCUUCGUCUCCGUAUCGUCCCCGACGAUGGUCAACGGCGACGACUCUUCCAGCUACUUCGGUGCCUUCCGCCUCGACCUCUGAAAGGGGACCUGAAAGGAAAACGAAACUGAUGGGACAGUAGAAGGAAGGCUGAGAGAGUAGACUGGAAAAAAAGGGUCAUUUGGAGAGAGCUGCUGGAAUUUGCAUCCUCAAUUUGCCCGGAUGGAUUCACUCGAGUGAACAAUGCAAGAGGAUGCGGAGAAAGGGAAUCGGUCUUCCUUACUCUUUCAGCAAAAAAACCUAAACCUUUGAGAUUAAGUUAUGCAAAGAUUCAUGUGCAAUCACUCAAAAAUACACGCAAGGAUAUCCGUUCUCUUACGAUUCUCUGGGACAGAAGUUGCUUCGAACGAGAGUCGCCCCAAAUUUAGGCCACCCAUGCUGCCCGUACCCCAAAUUUAACACGUGAAUCUCGGCGAAUCUCGCACAUCAGCAGCCUCUUUUUAUGGGAAGCGGGCGGACCCUCGGAUUUGGAUUCCAGACGGAAGAAUGUAAACACAAUAAAAACUUGAUCCUCUGCAUCCAAGAUGUGAGGAAGGACUGCGGAGAAAAUCAAACCAAAGCAAAAAAUUGUGGAAUAUAACUUUUUUUUUUAAGUGUGCCAUGAGAGUUAUGUAUAUAUGAACGGCUGAGACUGAAAUCUGGUGAUGAACUGUGGUGAUUUUUCAAAGUGAUUCUUGUGUAUUUUUUCUUUGACUGGACUUAAAACCACUUGGACUUUGCUGAGGAUUUUCUACCCGAGAACAAGAGCGGUGGAUUUAACGUUUGGACUUUUGAACGGACAGAAACGUUUGCUUCUUUGUUCUGAAUACUGUAAAAAAAAAGACUGUCAGGCAGAAACAUACAGUGUCUUUGAAACAGAGGAGUAAAAAGCAAAGAGAAGAAAUCUCGUAAAUGUAGGAAGAAUGAGCUCAGCGGGAGGAGGAGAGAGAGGAAGAAAGAGGUUUUAAAGGGAAUGCAGCUUAACCAGUUGGCAUUCCUCCUCUCCUCUCUUUCUCUCUUUCUCUCUUUCUCUCGCUUUCCUCUCACAGACUUUGUCUUUCGUUUUCUGUCAAGAAUUUGAGCAACCCUGUUUUUCAUGUCCGGCCGGUGAAGCUGCAUUCACUUUUUUGUUUAAGGUUCAUUUAAAAGCACAACCGGAGACAAUAGACGAAGAAUCAAAACAGACGCACGUGCGAAAACCAUCGAGAACAUUUCAGUGAUUUCAAAAUAAAAGUCCCUUCAAAUAAGAUCACUUUCAUGUUUUCAGACCAGGGUGUCGAAAGAAAAAAGUCACUUUUCUAUCAAAUGUUGCCAGAAUUUAAAACUCCUAUGAAAACUUUUGGGUUGUGUUGGUUUGGCGCCCCCUGUGGACAAAGUGGUGAUUGCUGAUUUUCCAAUCCAGUCAAAACUCUUGAAUGUAUUUCUUUAGGUCGUAAAAAGGCAACGAUAGAAAUUCCAGUAUUUUUCAUAACCAGCUUAAAACUCCUCACUGGAGCUUUAACUCGGACAUAGACAACCUGCGAAUAAUUAAAACAAGAUUCUCCGAUUUUUCCUCGACUCAAAUUUGGCCGAAAAUUCAUGACUGUAAGAAAAGAAUCAAAGGUAUAAAUCCAAAGAAGGUAAAUAUUAUUUAUAUUGGUAGAAAAAAAUAGCCAACUUGUCUGAAACCGUAAGAGCUCCCUCUGGUGGCUAGCUGCAGCAUAGAUCACAGCACAUCCAGCUUAAUAUCUCCACGUUAAAGCAUCCAUGCGGAAUUUUGACAUUUUGUAAAAGAACAAAAUUAAUUUUGUUGCCUUUUUUUGAUUUCCAAAAGCAAACAAGACCAUCUCCAUCAAGACUGAUAAUCUUUAAAUGCCUGAAAUCGCUAAAAAAAAAAGCUAAAAAAUUAAUAGCAAACUCUAAAAUCCACAAAUAAAGUAAAAAAAAAAAAAAAAACUGCAGUUCCUAAAUUGUCCACUUGAGGCCUAUUGCAGAAAUAGGGUGAUGUUGCAGACGUUUUUUUUUCCAUAUUUACAUUAAAAGAGGCGUUUUAUUGUCAAAAGUCGGUUAAAACUGGAGAUGACUUAAACAUGUAAAAAACAAGAUUAGCGAAAGACUAUUUUGUCCACAGGGGGCGCCAAACUGAAAUUCCAAAUCGGAGCUGUAAUAGAUGGAUUAAACUUAAAAAUCCAAGUUUCUGUCAUGGUGUUGAGUUCCAACCGUGCUAAAUUAAUUCUUGGUGUUUGUCGUAGAAAUGCAAAAACGUACAUUAUCAAGUAAUUGGAAGAACGCCGUCUGUAUUGAUGUGUGGUCAAUGAUUGGUACAAAACACUUCAAACUGAGCCUGAAUUUGGGAAUCUUGGGUCUCCGAAGCAAAAGGUAAAUUUGAGAAAACUCGGUCCAAACUUGGACAAGAUACAGAUGCACACGAAGAAAGAUUUGACAGGAGUGAAAGACAUAAACCAUGCACCGACAAGCACAAACUCAAGCACAUGCACAUAAAAAGGAUACACACAUCAGCUCACACUACACACACCCCUCUUUACAGACACACACAUCAUCCCACGUCACUUCCAAUGUAAAGACACAAACACACUCCGACACACACCUUCAUUUAUCUGCCUCCCUACGAGCCGUCUGGUUGUUGUCAGCCGGAGGCACGCAGGGAGUGGAUGUGUGUGCAUGAACUCGGCGGACAUGUUUGCUUAAAGGGGGUUCUGUUCACGUGGAAAAUUUCAUAAAACGAGGUCCAAGACAAACAAAUACACACAUUUUUUUUGUGUGUUUGGUUUGUUUUAGCUGAGAGAGGAGAGGAUUUGGACGCCUACGCACACACACGUUUCUAAUGAGGUGACGUCCAGGUUAGACCCGCUCUUCUAGCACUGUGGUUCACACUGACUUGUGUAUAUACUGUCUGCAAAAUCAGCCCAUCCUCUGUACUUUCCUCUCCUAAUUGAAGGCAACUUUCCUUUUUGUGUUGGCACGCACCUUGUCGAGUUUACUUCUGGGCUUCGCAUAUUCCCCCCUCUGUUGAACUGAAAUGUUUAUUAUCCAGGGUGAACUUCAACAAUCGAACUUUUCGCCUUUUCUUCCUCGCACUCCAACCAAAACAAAAGAGCUCGACGACGAUGAUAACGCGACAUACACACUACGACGGCGUAAAUCCCCCGGACCAGCUGGGAAAACUUCUGCUUUGAAUGUGUCUGAGGCGUGUUUGUACUGGACGGUUUUGUAGCUGUGAACAUGUGUAGCACAUUGUUGCUCGGAAAAUAAACAAAUAUUUGAAUGUCGCUUGUGUGUGUGUGGAGAUCUAUACAUCGAUAUAAGGAUCACUUAUAGUUCAGACUGGUUUUAAGACGUCUGCAGGAAGAGUCGAGAGCUCGGGCCAAACAUGACGACUCCUCGAAACCUUUUAAAAACCGAAGAAACCACAAAUAAACACUUAGAGAUCAACCUGACUGUUUCAGACAACACACUAAACAGCUCAGGCUCAGGUUCUGGCUGAAGAGGACGGGUUCUUCUCCCAAUACAAACAUGGAUGGUAACCAGCCGCUUGUUAGCUUUAUAUGAAGUGCAAUCUGGACUAAAAAGGCCAAAAAACGGAGAAAAACACAGACGAGUCUGGCUGGGAUGCAGGAUUUCAUUGGUCCAGUUCUUUCUCACACCGAAACCCUUUUUUGUCUUGUUUAUAUACUGGCAUGUCGAAACACAAGCGCCUUUUGUUUCAAAGUGAUUACUCUUUUGCAACACGUAGUUAUGAUCUUAAAGGAGUAGUUUGGGGGUUUUUCAAGUGGGGUUGCAUGAGGUACUUGUGGAUAUUAAGUAGGGGAUCCAGGAAGAGAAACCGUAGAAGCAAAGCUCAACCCUUGCAGACGAGGUCAGCUCAACCACAGAGUACAGUCUUGUUUUUAAAGUCUUGUAUAAUAAAAAUCAAGAUCAAACCGUCUGUCUAUCGGUUUUCCACCCCCUGGAGAGAUCUGGGUUUCUGGUCCCUGAGGUUCUGCAUGACACUGUUUUGGAAUCUAACUCAUGAAAACCUCCACCAGCCAGUUAUCUCCAUCAGCACAGGGUGUGGAGGUGUCCUCUCAGAAGAUGACUCACUAUCCUGGUUGGUAGUGGACAUGUUGAGGGGCAGGCAUUGCUUUUCUCUCGCUUUAAACGCUGCUGAUACUGGUCAUGGUAUUUCGCCCUAUCAAUCUAGGACACGCAGCUUUGUCAGACACUUACGCUGCCUUCCAGUUGUACUCGGAAGUCGGAAUUUCCGAGCUUCGAGUCGGGAAUUCAUCUGGAACGCCCCCCUGAAGACCAACCCUGACUUGAAGACAAUGUCAUGAUCCAAGAUGGCAGCGCAGUGCAUCAACAAUAAAGAGUAACAUUGAAAGCUCUCGAAUGUAAUAUUUAUUAGCACUUCUGUUUUGUUUUUGUCAAAUUAAUUAAGUGGUACAUGUUGUACUGCCCAACGUCUAACUGUGGACACGAUGCUAUGGUGUUUGUAAGAGUAAAAUACUGUGAUAAACAACAUCUAUCAAUGGGUAACUGUAGGCGUCCAUCUUGGUUUUCCGACUUGUUUACUGGAAUGCCGUCAACCCAGGUCCGACAUCUGACUUUCGGGGUCACUGGAUCGAGCAUUAGUCAUCUAGAGCUGCAGAUCACUUGCUCUACAUCUGCUGGGUUGCUCACUUCACUGUUUCUUUUGAGACAAGACAACUUCAGCCUCCUACUGUUUCUCGAUUUAGCUCCCCCCAGUUUGAAUUAUUUGCUUUGGUAGAACCCCGCAGAGUGAGCUUUCAUUACCAUCCCAACUUUUCACUUUCUAUUUGCACUAAAUCUGCAAAGAUCCGAGGAACACAUGCUGCUUUAGAGCCACGCUCUUUGUUCUAGGACACUUAAAAAGCCACAAGUCUUCCUGCACAGUAUGAGGCCACGUCAUCCCCAAUCAACCCGUAAUUGCAAACAUCUAAAGCAAAGUUUAAGAGCGCACUUUGUAAUUUAUUCAUCAUGGGUUUAAAAAGACCGAGUUAAUCAUCGAAAAAACAAGGAAGUACUCGACCUAAUUUUUUAUAGUUUUGGCUGCGCUCUGUGGCACAUUGGUUUGGUUUUAGAACAAUGACGAGGAGGUUGAAUUACUGACUCAGUCUUAAUGGUGUUGGAGGAUGUUUGGAGGAUGUUCUGUCGCUUUACCGGAAUCAUGAUGACUGGUAAUCUGACCUCGGUUCAAAUGACCGAAUGAUGAUGAUCAUCAGUGUUUCCAGUGGGUUAAGGAGAGGGCAGGCUGCCACCAAAGGAAACAAGAGGGGAGCUCGGUCCAGAGCAGUCAAACACAGCAUCUUCAAGAGUUCAGAAACGACAGAGUCAGCAGUUGUUUCCAUGGCAAAGGACGAAGUUUGGCACGACAGGAAGUAGAUGAGUGGUACUCACUUAAGGGACUGUGUCCACUAAUGUCUGGCAGCCUUAUUUUCUAUUGUGCCAAAGGUAAUGGUUUAACUGCAGAGGGUUUCAUGUGAGCUGCACUUAAGUUUUGGAAAUCAGUGGAAAUCAAUGCAAAAUACGAGAGGAAAAUUCAAACGCUGCACCGAUUCCCAGGCAAUUAUGGUCCGGUCUGAACCAGGAACCUCUCCGCAAACUGCUGAGUCACUGUGGCCCUCAUAGAGGAUUUAUACAUCUACAGAGAUUUUUAGAUUUUUAGGUCAUAUUUAUUUAUCAUGACCAAGAAAUAUCAUGAUAGAAAUGUUAGUGCAAUAUGUAUAAAAACCCAAUCAGUCAAACUGACAAGAGUGCAGCAACUCAUUACCUGGUAGGUCUCGAUCUAGAUCAGUGGCGGCUGCUGGUCUUUCAAGGAGGGGAAGCUCAUUUUUCUGGCUUACAUCAUAAUUGUAUUUGUUUAUUAGUAUGUAACAGAACAGAGUCGCCAAACACUACGGCAGUCGUUUUUAACAAAGACAAAAGUCGCUGAGGAUCGGUAAAGUCUCUGGAGCAGUUAAGAACAACGGAAUGAAUAACUUGGAAAAUGCUCUGGUAGAUGUUUUAUUCUUCAAGAUCGCUGAUUCGCUUGUUUAGCUGUCAAUCAAAAAAGGAUUUCGCCUCAGACAGCUCAUCCAAUCAUGGAUGCAGAAGCUUGCAGUCCGGGAGAAAGUCGGGACCGCCCUCUCGCCAUAGAACUCCAGUGAAGCUGGGCUUCCGAUGGGCGGGACAAAGCCCAGCAUUUAUCCAAUGAGCGUCUAGUUUCGCUGCUGGAACAACCCACUUUAAGCUUCCACAUUGAAGUCAGCAGAAGCCCAGCGUCCGGCUGUUUAAAGCGCUGAGGCGCUGCGAGGAUGAAUGAGAACGAAGUUAUGCCGGUUACCUGUGAUUAUCAGCUUCUUAUCACAGUGUCUGAACAAAAGAUGAAGGCUUUCUAGUGCGUAUUUAAUUAAUGAAAUGUACACACAGCCGUACGUAUUUCACCACUUUUUCUUUUUUUGGGGGGGUGACAUUUUAAGGGAAGCCGAGCUUCCCUUGCAGUCUUGGAGCAAUCGCCACUGAUCUAGAUGGAUGGAAUUGUUGGAAAGUAGGUCUAUAAAAGUGCAGUUGUGGCACAAGCUCUAAACUCUCAAGAAUCUUGAAAUGUCACAUUUUAAAAUUGACGAAUCAUCCCUUCAAGAGCUGCUACAGUAAGGGGAGCAGACAUCCCUGAUUUCUAGGGACAGUCCUCGUUUUGGAUGACCUGUCCCCGGCUAAGGCUGUCCCCUGAAAUGUACCUGAUUUAAAGGGAUAUUCUGGCGCAAAAUUAAUUUAGGGUCAAACACUGUAACACCGAGUUAGACACCCCCUCGAGAGAUGAAUGUUGCCGACCGCUUUCUUCUCUAGUUAUACCAACUUUAAAAACGACUGAACGAUAGCAAUACAGCGAGCCAAGCACUCAACCAAAACGCCACAAAUAAUGC
Molecule: messenger RNA, 80636 nt
Organism: Xyrichtys novacula (pearly razorfish)
Lineage: Eukaryota; Metazoa; Chordata; Actinopteri; Labriformes; Labridae
Source: the annotation of a GenBank genome assembly